Podarcis lilfordi (Lilford's wall lizard) is the source of this 74893-nucleotide messenger RNA. The record is from the annotation of a GenBank genome assembly. NCBI's taxonomy places the organism in Eukaryota, Metazoa, Chordata, Lepidosauria, Squamata, Lacertidae.
AUCAUUCUGGAGACCUGCUGUUCAGAUGGUCUGCAAGAUGGAAAUAAUAUGGCAGUAGUCUCACCUUGACAGAUGACUCCAGCCCCCAAACCUCAAAAUUCACUUUGCAGUCCUCCGUGAUCAUAGAGAGCCAUCUGGAGACUCCUAGACAUACUAAAGGUCAGUAGGUGUUUAAAUUUAAGAACAUAAGAUGCACCUCCUGGAUCAGGCCAGUGGCAUCCUGUUUUCACGGUGGCCAACCAGAUACACUAGUGGGAAACUUGCAAGCAAGAACUGAGCUGAACAGCACUCCAGCCUCCUGUGGUUUCCAGCAACUGGUAUUGAGAAGCAUGACUGCCUCUGCCCAUAGAGGCAGAGCAUCUCCUCCAUGAAUUUGUCCAAUCCUCUUUUAACGCCAUCCAAGUGGGUGGCCAUCCUUGUCCCCUGCAGGACUAGGUUCCAUAGCUGAACUAUGUGCUGCCUGACACUGGAGCCAACUCCAGGGGGCCAUGGGUGCUUUGGCACCCACAAUAAUAUAUUUGUGGGGCUGUGCCCCCCCCCAAGUCAACAGGCAACGUUGAAGCCCUUCAUUGUGGGCACCCACAAUCUUUGGUGCAAGAUGGCACCUAUGCUGCCUGAAGAAGUCUUUAAUUUCUAGCUGAUGGACCUGAUACCAAAAGGCAUCCAGGAUACAGCUAAAGGCUGGGGAGCCUGUGGCCCUCCAGAUGUUGCUGGACUACAACUCCCAUCAUCCCCUGACCUUUGGCCAUGGUGGCUGGGGUGGGGCUGUAGUCCGAAACAUCCAGAGGGUUGAGGAAGACUGCACUGAGCUAGACUGUUGGUCUGUCUCAGGGCUGCAAAACCUGCGGUCCUUCAGAAGUUGCUGGACUACAACUACAAACCCCAUCAUCCACUGACUUGGGCCAUGCUGGGUGGGGUUGUCCAGCAAUGUCUGGAGGGACCACACAUCCACCCCCCCCCCCGCCUCAACUGAGCAAGCGGCUAAUUGCCAUCAAUCCUGAGCCUACGUCCAGUUUCACUGAAUGUCUAGUAUCUGGGUCAAAGUAAGUGGGAAAGAGGGGGAAAUGCCCCUUCCCUAAUUGGGGGUGGGGUGGCGGGUCAGUGGAGCUUUGCUUUAUUGGCUUUUAUUACUCCAUCCUUCUCCAACCCGGUGCCCUCCAGAUGUUGCUGCACUACAACUCCCGUCACCCCAGUUCCAGUCCAACCCCAUCUUGUGGCACCCUAGUUAAGGAAGGUCGAGUUGUCCUCUUUAGCAUCCUGCACGUCUCAUGGUGAUGCAUUUUGAAAGAAUUCAACCACACGAAAAGUUUAAACAGUAAGUUCUUUCGCUGUGCUCUUUAUCUGUCACAAAUUUCCGAUGUCGACGCUUCCGGACCACUCUCGGGGCGGCAAACCUGUAUCUACUUGAGGGAAGGCGCCCCCAUUGAAACCAACGAAGUCUGCCUGAGCUCGGGCUGAAACGCGCGUCUGCUUGGCGAGCUGACGAAUUUGCAAAGUUUGAGGGGCCCGUUCCAUACUUACCGGGAAGUAACCCCCCUUUAAAAAUAAAAUAAAAACCAGCGGUAUUUUAUCCCCGCGCAUGGAAACCCAGUCUCGCAGCCCCCGAUCCUGCAUGCGCGCGCACAAUUACUCAAGCAGGCGCCCAGGAUCGCCCCUUUCAGCUCUUUGGGGUUCCCGGGGAGAUGGCAGACGCUCCUGGCGCGCAUCUCCGAGGGACUCUGGGCUAGUCCGUUUCCCGGCGCGGCGUCUUCCUCGGGAGCCGCGCGAAGUGAAAGUGACCAGCCCUUCGAGGGGGCGGUGCCAGCGGUGGGUGUGAAAGUGACCCGAGCCUGCUGAAUGGUGCCGGGAGGGAGAGAGGCGGGGGAGGGCGCAGCUGACUCUCCUCGCGGAGUGGGGGGGGGGACUCCUCCGUUUGGUGAGGAAGGAGACGUGGGGGGGGGGAGAAGAAUUGGGGACCUUCUGGGCGAGGACAGGCGGGCGCAGGCUCCACUUGGGCUGAGUCUGAGAGCGAGAAGAAGGAGCCGCGGGAGCCGCGGGAGGGGGGACCUUUCCCGGGGUGGCGGCGGCUCCCCGAAGGAGCGAUGUCCCCUCCGGGCCGCGCUCCUGCUCCUCCUGCUGCUGCUGUCGCUGCCGCGGGUGGCGGCGCCGUGGUCCCGCGUCCCCCGGGGCCGGCCCCCCAUGGGAUGUAGCCGCGGCGGGCUUCUCCGGGCGCACGUCGGGGGGCUGCUGGGUGCGCGCGCCCCUCCCCGCGCCCCGCUGCUGCUCACCAUGCUGCUGCUCUUCAGCUACUUCUUCUACUGCCUCACCAGCUCCUGCGAGUCCCUCCGUCCGGGGGGAGCGGGCCUGAUCCGACAAGCGCAGCCGCACGACGAAGGGAACCCCCCGCACAAGCUCCUCUUGUUGCUCCCGGGACUGGCCGGGGACGCAGCCGCCGCCGCCGCCGGGGAGGACGAGGAGUCGGCGGCCGGAGGAUCGAGGCUGGAAGAGGAGGACAACGACGGGGGGGACGGCCGGAUCGGGAGCCCCUCGGCCGGAGGAGCCUUGCCCGUGGCCAACGGCUUUGGGAGUAAAAAGUUUCCGCAGGCCAUCAUCGUGGGCGUCAAGAAAGGCGGCACCCGUGCGCUGCUGGAGUUCCUGCGCAUCCACCCGGACGUCCGAGCCGUCGGGGCCGAGCCGCAUUUCUUCGACAGGUGCUACGAGAAAGGGCUGCUUUGGUACAGGUAAGGCAGGUGCCUCCGUCUGCACCUAAUCCUUUCCCACGGUUUUAGGGGGCGUCCGACACGUGCGUCCACAAGCACACAUGAGGGUGCCAACUUGAAUAAAAUAUUGGGGGCCCCAGAUAUGUCCCGCCCCAUGUUUUAUUUGGGGUGAGCGGCGAAGAGACCUCGGUCCCUAGGAGUUGGCUCCUAUCGACACACCCACACCCACACCCCAAGGGUGUCUCUCGGAGUCCCAGCACAGGCAGGCAGGCACAUGUCCCUAAGCAGAGUCCGUUGCAUUUCGUUUUUCUUUCUAUAUUUGAAGUCCUCUCUUUGCUACGACCAGAUCUGGGGUGAGAUGAAACAGACAUUUUAAAGCAGCCCAUUGUCUGGGGGGGGGGGGGUGGAAUAGAUUGGCCUGAGUAACAGGAUGGUCAGUCUCGCACCCUCUCAACCUCCCUCCUGAAAUCAGAGAGCAUGGAACCACAGAGUCAGGCCAUCUAGCUCAGAACUGUCUGCACUGACUGGCAGCAGUUGACCAUCGAGGGGCUCCAGGGAGGGAAUGAACCGGAAGCUGUCUGUUGCGGGUCAAUCUUGAGUUCUAUCACUGAGCUACAGCCCCCCCCCCCCAAGGUCAGAAAUGAAUCUGAGCUUGCUAGGCAGGCAUCAGCAUUGGCACACAGGAAGCUGCCAUUCACUGAGUCAGAAAGUUGGUCCAUCUAGCUCAAUAUUGCCCACACUAGCAGGCAGCAGUUCUCCAAUGUUUCAGACUGAAUUUUUUCCCCUAGCUCUACAUGGAGGGUUUAAACCCGGGACCUUCGGCAAGCAAAGCAGAUGCUCUCCCACUGAGCUACAGGUCUUCCCUUUAUCCAUAUAAAAAGCUCUAUUAUUUCAAAACAGUGCAUCAGUGUAUUAAUUAACCCGAAAUAAUAGUCAAUCCUAUUUCUGAGCUGGAAAUGGCUACUUGGGGUUGAUAUUUCCUCUUUGCCAAUAAGAAUCAUGGCUUGAACGGACGGGGAACACAAACUAUUGAUCUAACUUUAACCUUUAAAAAAAAACUUGCUUAAAUCUCUGAGCAUUUGGGAUGUGAGGAGAGGCAGAAACUAAAAAUAAAUAAAUACGGGAUGUCCUUUUUUUGAUCAUUUGCUCCCUACCGUCACACAGAGCUUCCCCUGUUCAGCACACAAACUUAUAAGUGGAAAGCAACCUCAAACAGACCCGAAGCGUUGUAUAACGAUGGAGGUAAAUUUUGGAUCAACGUAUUGGAGCUGGCGAACUGCUGGUACAAUAUGUAUGUUAAUCCAAAUUAAAACACAGCUGUUGUCCCCUCCCUCUAGGAAUUCCGAUAAAUCCUUUCCAUAUUAGGGCUGUCUUUCCCGGAUGGUGUACUCAUCAAAAUAUUUCCCAAAUGUUUGGGUCGCCAUUGUCUCCAGAGUUUCCUUAAAAGCGUCUUCUUGUUCCGCGUAGUCAGUGCACACAGGCCACAAAUUUAACAGUCAACUGCACACUCCAAAUUACGUGAGCAAGCCUCUUGUUUUUUACACCGGAUGAACUCUCCGGUCUUUCUCCCUUCAUGUUACCAUCUCCCCACCUUUGUGCCUCUUUUAUGAAACUUUCCAUUAUGGGAUAAGGUAUGAAAGACACUCUUAACUUUCCAAGUGGAAGCUGUCUUCGUUUGAAGUCAAUGGCGGAGACUCUGCCUUUAUGGACUUCAAAGGGGUCUAGAUUUCACAAAGACCAAGGUAACAAAAGCUGACCGACUAUUGAAAAUGCUUUUUUUAAAAAAUCCCCAAAGCGAUUUAUCAGGGUUCAGGUGCUUCCCUUUCAUGCAGGACUCCUGUGGGCUGGAAGGCAAAUCACAAACUUUAAAACAAAUGAGCUGGGGGUUUUUCAGUGUCCUUAGACCAGGGUGCCUGCCCAGCUCCCAAAUGUUCAAAUGUCUCUUUUGAAUACGAUGCAGAAAGUUUCUGUACUAGCUGACAUUUCCCCCCUGAAACCGCAGUGAGACUGACAUCACAAGCCCAUCAAGGUUCCCCAGCUGACACUCUUUCUUCACCCCUCCUUCCUUUCUUCUCCUUCCUUUCUUCUUGUCUUUCCUCUUUCCCCCACUUUAAAUUUUUGCAUCUUUGGGGACUUUUGAGCAAAGCCUCCAGUGGCAGUAACAGCAUAGGAAACCACAGUUUAAGCUGAGUUUGGUGUCCUUCCUAUCUCGAGAAAGACCAUCACAAUUAAGCAAAUCUUCAAGAUCUUUGGAGACCGGAGACUAACAAAGCAUCCUUUUUGAGAGACACAAGGAUAGGACCUCCAUGCUAGAAUGAGCCUGAUUAAAGUGUAUCUAAUUUUUCCCAUCCUUCCUUUGCACCCUCACUUUGUAUAUGUCUCUGGGGAUAAUAGGGUUUCCCGCCCGCAUUGCUUCCUCUUCACAUCCACUAAGAUAGGCACAGAAACAGCCCAUCUCCCAAGCAGAAAGUGAGUUCAUGUGUGCAAAGGGGGCAUCAGCUGCUUUCUGCAUCCUCUGUGGUUAAUGGCACUCUGACAUGAGUCUUGCCAAUGUACAAUGACCAUGAUCCACUUUAAAAUCUUCCAGCACAAGUCCCAUUGAUAAGGAUUUCAAAAAAAAUGGCAUGCAAGAACGCAUUAGUGGAAUCACACAGUUCCUGCAUCAAGUGGGGCAUUUGCAAGAGAAUGCCAAGAGAAGUGACUUGUUUCUGUUAUUUGGUAUCCAUUUGGUUCUCUGUUUUUUCCAGCUGAGCUCCUUUCCUCUUGGGGUCGUGAUGGGAUCCCGGAGUUCAUCUGGCUUUCUGGCAGGCUUGUGUUUUCAGAAAUACAGAUUAAAAAUAAAAAAAUUAAUUGCUGGGAGUUCUGUGCGUAUGUGUUUAGCUUAGCUUUAUUUAUUUGUGUAUAUGUCCUGACCUAUGUAUUCCAUGGAUGCUUGGAAGGGCAAUGUUACACAACAAAGCAGGUCUCUGCCCCAAAGAGUCUACAAUCUAAAGGCCAGCAGUUGGGGGAGUGGGGAACAGUAUGAAGGGGCAGAUUUGGAAAGGGAAGCAAAUAUGAGCCUAUAAAGUUAUGCUUCAUUUUGGUUGGUGUGAGGGCUAUGGAACUGCUACUCCUGCCAGGCUGCUGGGAAGAAGCAAUAAUGAUGUAGAAGCAGUUAUCCUUGGGUGCUGCCACCUCUGCUUUAGCUUUGGAGUAGAUGGCGAACACCCUAAUCUUUUGGGAGCAUCCGCUGCACAACCCCCCAAAAUAGGACAAUUGCAUGCCCUUUCCUUUCAACAGAACACUGGGAGGCAACAAUCUCAUUUGACUUUGCAGAAGGCCCUUUGCAAAAAAAAACAACCCUGGGUAAUUCUGGGUUGAAAUGCAGGUUUAACUGUUUGCAGCUUUUUAAUGUGUGUGUGUGCGUUGGUAAUUGUAAAUGUUAGUUUUUUUGAAAAGUGUUACUUAUUAUUUUUAUUUAUUAAAUUUCUAUACCGCCCUACACCUUUAGAUCCCAGGGCGGUUCACAACAUAAAACGCACAAGUCCAUUUUGCCGGAGGUGCGAGAUUUGCCUAAGUUACUGUGGACUAAAGACGUAGUCCUCAUAUUGUGUAUUUGAAAGCAAGUUCCCUGGGACUCAACAGGUUGUGCCUCCUAGCAAACACGCAACAGAUCUUGCUGCAAGACAUCUGGAGGGCGUGUAAUGGAAAAUUAACAAGAUCUAAACUCUUCUCCUAAAAAAAUUCUGACAACUAACCUUUGUAAAAAAACAAAACAAAAAACCCCUUCCCCACACGCAGUUCCCCCUGGUUUUGGUAAGCGUAACUAUUAUGUCAUACUUGUGCAUCUUAUCAAGUGACAUGAAUGUGCAUAAGUUUUUCAAAUUUAUAGAAUUAAUAUAAUUAGUGUCUGCAUAUGUUUGAACGGGUGCUCCAGUACACAUGGGGGGUGUAUUACUGGUUUUCAUUUCUUAUGUAUGAACCCUCAGUCUUUUAAAAUAUUUUUAAAAAGAAGGAUUGCAAAACUUGAUAUUUUCUAGCACCUGAAAACGUUAGUACAAGCCAAGAGAUGGGCAUUUUUCAAAAUCUGAGUUGGGUCCCUUAUGCAAUUAAAUUGCGAUGAGGUGGAAUUGAUCCGGGAGAUAUAACGCUCUAAUAGCACAAAUGAACUCUCUUUAGGCAGCCCAGCUCUGAGAAUGUCUGGCUACUGUUCAUAUGCUUAAUAUUAAACCUUCAUCUCUUGGCCAGCUGGGUAAAUGUCUGGAGCAGAUUUAUCUCUUCUUAGAAGUCAAUUAUUGUAUCCGGUACAUUAUCUUAGAGGGGGCAGGGAAUGGGGCAAAAAGCAAAGACUUUAAAAUGGCUACCUUUUAAGUGUCUGAACCCAUUUUCUUCCCACCCAGUCUCCUCUGGAGCAAAUCAGAGUAAUGGGUCUGAUCCAUGUAAAGGCAAUUGGUGACUAAAUCCCGUGGGAAACAAGAGGUCUCAUUUAAAUUAGCUGUUAACUCAAUCCCAUUAUUCCCAAUCAAAUAUGCAGCAGCUAGACCCCCAAAUUUACUCCAAGUAAGCCCCACUCAUUUCAGUUGCCAGCUUAGCAUGCACGGCAUGUAAGCCUUUAGCUGGCUGGUUCAUGGCCAAUAUUUUUUUAAUUGUACAUAUUCCUAAAACGAGGGUUUUAGUGUGAUGACAGCUUACCCUAUGUCUUACAAAUGGGUGGUGGUCUAAUAUCUUCUGCAGGAAUUGUUAUUUUGAACAUCUGUGGCUUUGUUGAGAAACUCUAACUUGGAAGUCAAUUGAACCAUUGAGUUAAAGACACUUUCUGCACUACUCAGAUUUUGCUUCUAAAAGUAUUGCUGCAGUUUUCAAGGAAGUAUAACUUGCAUGCUUCUCUCUCUGUGUGUGUGUGUGUUCUAAUGGAUGGAACAAAAAAAUAUUAUGGUAAUCUCUAAUCUCACUCCUUAGAUUUGUGCCUACUUGUAAUGCUACAGGGACAAGUCUGAUUAAAACAAAAACACAAAUGGCGAGGUAAAUGUAAUGGGCUUGGCUCAUAAUGAUAAUAGCAUUUAAUUAAAACCGCAGCAUCAUUUUAGUGCCUAUGGGGCUAUCCUAAGGUAAAUGUUAAGAAUGAGUAUAAACCAUUUGCUUGGCUUCUGGGUUGGCCUUAUAUUUUCAUGGGCUAUUGUCCAUUGGGCCUAGCUGCACCUAGAUCAAUUAGACAUGUAAGGUGGAGGUGGUGGUUGUGAUGCAGCCAGCUGUGAACAGUUGCAUUAUUUUUGAUGCACAAUGCGGAGGGUUGAAAGGUAACAAACAUUACCUACUUUUAAGGCUCCAGUCCUGUGUGUUCCGGGUAUAUGCCCUUUGUGAAACCAGUGGUCUUAGGACUGAGUAAGCAUGCAUAGAACUGUGCUGAAAAUCUGGCUGGUUUCAUCAGGGAAAAGUUUAAGCAAAGACACGCUCAAAUCUCUCGUUGAAAUUGCUGAAAACUUCGGUUGGAUUGAAAUGUGUAGAAAGCAACCCCUUUAAAAAAUAAUAAUAAUAAGCAAAAAUAGCCUUCCACAUGAUUAUGCUUUCUGAACUCCUGUUGUUUCACCCUUCUUCUUCCCCUCCUUUUUGGCAGAGAGAAAACAACAUGUUUCUUAAUUGGGGUGUAUUUGAGAUCACAUAUGAUUGCAGGUGCUAUUUAAAUUUGGGGUGUGCGUGUGUAUGUAUUGGGUAAAAGAACAAACGUUGAGCUCCUCUUUUUUGCUCCUGGGAAUCUUUCGCAGCAGUGUCAACAUUUCUGAAAUAGUUGACUAAGCCAAGAAACCCCAAACCAGUGCCAAUAGCUUUUAAUUGCCAACAUCUUGGGGCCCCGAGGCACCUGUGGAAUUGUUCAUCAUCUUAAGUACAUUUUUGUUUCUUCAAAAAAAGCGGGGAAAUAUGUCGAGCAACAAACUCCCUCUUUGCAAUAUAACCCUCUUUGUAUUUUCUCAUGCAGUGUUAAUCCCAGUUGGAGUUUGGUGGCUCCGACUCUUAGAUUUCGUAUAUCUUUGGCUUAUGAUUGGCACCUGGCAUCCUUUCAAGCAGAAGUUAUUUCAGUCGGUGAAUAUAUAAAACCAACAAAAGCAAAAUAGGAGCAUCUCUUUUUUUUCUUCUGCGGACAUGUUUUUGAUUCCCGUUUCCCUGCCCUACCUCUACGGGAACUUGUGCUCUUUGUUAAAUAACAAAAGAAACGGGUGGUUUAGAAAGCCAGAAGUAAAUCUUCAGGUUGCGAAACCCUUUAACUCUUUAAUGUAGAGGCAGGGGAAGAAAGAAGCUGGCUUUCAGGCGAAGGGCCAUAGAGCAUCUGCUUUGCAUUCGGAAGGUCUCAGUCUCUCAAGAUAGGGCUGGAAAGGGCCCUUGUCUGAAACCCCAGAAAACAGCUGCCAGUCAGUGUAGGUCAUACUGAGCUUGGUGGACCAGUGGUUUGACUCUAUAUAAAGCAGCAUCAAGGAAGGACAGCAACUUGAUGGAGAGCACAUGGUUUGAUUCAUCCCUGGUAUCUGCAGGUAUGGCAGGAAAUGUUGCCUGCCUGAAAUCCUGCAGAGCUGGGGCCAGUCCAUUCAUAGGCAAUAUUGAGCCAGAUAGACUAUAAGGCAGCCUCUCAUGUUCUUUUGCUUUCAAUGCGGUAACAGGAAUAACAUAACUUAAGAUUUUUUUACAAGAGAGUUAUUAUUAUUAUCUCAUUUCAAACUGCAAUUAAAGCAAUUAACGCAGCCCCAGUCAGAACCCCCACAGCACAUCGCAGGGGAGAAAGGAAACUCAAUUCUUUAGAAUUGUUUUCCAGGGUGAAGAUGUGUGUCUCUCCAGCAGAUUUGAAAAGAUGGUGCCAGGAGCAUCUCUGUGUGAAGGGAGUUUCUUGGGGCCAUCACCAAGAAGGCACUCUCAAGAACCCAAAACAUCUGGAGGCUGGGUAAAGGCUGGUGUAGGUGAUCAAUAAUUGUGUUUUAAAAAUGGGUAGGGGUAUAGUUGUUUGCCACUUGUACCCAGUUGAACAGGAUGAAGCAUAUCUAUCUAUCAUCUAUCUAUCUAUCUAUCUAUCUAUCAUCUAUCUAUCUAAACUCACCUUCAACAUAGGAUUAAACUUGACCUUUGUGAAGUCUGAUUUUUCUUUUAAAAACAUGUUUCUGCAGGCAAAGCGCUGAGCUUUAGCCAUUGGUUCAUCUAGCUCUGUAUAAAGAACCUCAGACGAUCCUGUUGGAUCAGACCAUUGGCCCAUCUAGUCCAGCAUCCUCUAUUCAUAGCUGCCAACCAAUAAAGUGGCAUCACUUUGCCACCCUUGAUAAGUGAAAGAGCUUUCUCUAGUCCCGAGCUGCCAUUUGUUAAGUGAAGCAGCAGUGCAUUGUGGGACCAUGAUAAGAGUCUUCAGCUGCCAUGCCCUGAACUAAUCAAUGAUUGCUUUGUCUCCUUUGGCAAGGGCAAGGGACUCCCACCCAGGGGUGUGAACACUUGGAUUUGGGCCAAUGCAUAGAUUUCUAUAGAUACCAAGUCUUGGUAUGCGCCGUUGAAAUGUCAUCAGCAUUUAAGUUUUGCUCUUUGUACGCCAUUGUCUGACGGUUGCCAGGAUGUUUCUUUAGCAAACAUAUUAGGGCAACAUUGCAAGGAAAGAGAACCAACUAUCUUUAAACACACAAAAUAUCUGCAGAGGCUAGCCUUGGAGGCAAUUGAUGGAGGCUUGCCUCUUCCACGAUGAGCAUGAAAACUUUUCCAAGGGUUACCUUUUCUCACUCUCUUUCGCUGAUAAACACAACAUUGGCAUUCCAUAAUUGUUUUUCUUUUGUUUGAGUUUGGUGGCCACUAUCCUGGACAUGUCCGUUUUAUUUUAGAAUCAACAAGUCCCAUUUAAAUCUGCUUAAGACCCUGCUGUUUGAAUGAAUAUCUAUUCAUCUUGCACGGUGACACCACCUGGAGGGAAGGCCUUUAAAAAUGGCCUCAGCGCCUGAACCACUCAUAUGCUGAAGUCAUCUUCAAAUGUACUUUUGCAGAUCUCCCCAUCACCUGCGAUGAGGCAGGUGGCAUUUGGGAAAGGGCCUUCUGUGCUGUAGUACACAAUUUAAGAGUUUCUCUCCCUAGAUAGACUUGCCUGGUGCUGACAUGGUAGUGCUGGAUUAUUAUUUAAAAUCUGGUUUAUUUGGGGUGGUUCAUUGGCCCUGGCUCCACCUACUGCUGGUCUCCUUGCCUUCAUCCCUACCAUUCAUCAUCAAACCUUUAUUGGCAUCACUUACAAACAUUCAGAAUAAAUAGGCCAAUGCGAUCUCGUUGCCAUUUCAACAGUACAAUAAUUUGCCAAAGGGAAGAAGAGGCGAGCAAUCUAUUUCACCUCUGUGGAACUCCAGCAAGGGCGGGGUCCUGUAGUUUCUUUGGCGGCAGAAAAUCAAAUACAGGAACUUGGCUACUGUCUUGGUGAGCUCCUGGUCUCUCCCCUGUAAUAAGAAGCGUAUAACCUCUGUCACUGGUUUCCAUGUUGGGAUACAUAGGUGGUCUAAGAAUUGUUGGCGGAGAUCAUAUAUUUUACUAUUAAGGGCCAUGUGAGCUAGAGUUUCCACCAGGUGGGCAUCACAUGGGCAGAACCUAUCUCCUUCUGCCAUACCCACAAACCUACCCCAAAGGAGGUUAGAAGGAUUACAAUUGAACCUAACCAGUGAAAAAGAGGAGGAGGAGUUUGGAUUUGAUAUCCUGCUUUAUCACUACCCUAAGGAGUCUCAAAGCGGCUAACAUUCUCCUUUCCCUUCCUCCCCCACAACAAACACUCUGUGAGGUGAGUGAGGCUGAGAGACUUUAGAGAAGUGUGACCAGCCCAAGGUCACCCAGCAGCUGCAUGUGGAGGAGCAGGGAAUCGAACCCGGUUCACCAGAUUACAAGUCCACCGCUCUUAACCACUACACCACACUGGCUCUCUUAGCCUUCUACCUACCAUUCUUUCUACCUACCAUUGACCCUAGGAUAUGAAAAAUAUUAAAUGCAGGGCAUGCCUGAUUUCAGAGAUAUAGAGGUUUGGUUGUGUUUGACACUUCUAUGUGAAGAAGAGCCAUGUGUGGUCUAAAAGUCUGCAUAAUCCUUUCCCAGCAGAACAUAGCCCAUUGCAAACUAUCUUCUCACCUGUGUGUGUAUUUAUUUUGUUUCGCAGAAUAACUGUUUAAAUAUAUGAUGCAUACUGAUGUGACCCUUAAGUUGAUUCUCUGCUGGUGAAGAAACGAACACGUUCUCUCUCGAAACUCUUUCUCCAGCUUUCCUGGUAUAUGAAGUAUCAUAGUUUGCUUCUGUCCUUGGAGCCUUGGAGAACUUGUUUGUUUGUUUUGCAAUUCCAAAGGAGGAGCGUGUUUUGCUUGUCUUUCCCUGCAUGUCAGAGUUUGAACAUCAUUACUCUGCAGAAUGUUUCCUCUGCUAUCAUAAGGCAUAAACAAACAGCAGACAGGCCUUAACCUGUGCCAUUUACCAGAAGCAGUUUCUCUCUCUAAAGCAAAUCCAGAAUUUGGAUUUCUGUCUCAGGUGAAGCGUAUGUAGGAUUUCUGGGUAGGUCUGAAGAAUUUUGUAAGAUUUAGCAAAAAAAAAUAUUUUUUUAAAAUUAAGUGGUUAUUUGCGUACCAACUUCAUAAUGAAGUCAGGAGUGAGCAGUGAUGUAGCCAAAUGUGUGACUGCAGGUGGUGCCCAUUUACUUAGGAUACUGAAACCCAAAAUGGACCAGCAAAAUCUCUCCGAACUGAGCACACCGGCAGGAAAGUAGCAGAUGAGAAUUAAUGUAACUGCAAAGUGUCACACACUCAGAAAAAUGAACCCUAACUUUUAGGGAUGGCGGAGAAAUUAAAUUCAGUUUGCAUUUUAUGUUUAACCUACCUGAUUCACACUUUUCAAAGCAAUACUUAAACCGACACACAGCCAUCCUUUGAAAUUUGCACUUCUCUGAAUUUUGCAAUUCACUGGCAAAGUCAUGUGUACAAAAAUGCAUAUACUAGUGUAAAGUGUGCAUGAAAACCUCCAUAUAAUAGGGGGAAAUGAUGCACAAAAGUGCACUAUAUUCAGGAAAAUUGGUUUGCAAACAUGUGUAUAUUAGACAAAAAUGCACUGAAAAAUGGGUAUAUUGGGAGAAAUUUGUGCUAAAAUGUCGAUGAAUUUGCAAACUGAUGUGGAAAUGUGGAGAAUGUAACACUGGGAAAGUGAGAAAAUUAAACUAACAGAUUCACCCAUCCCUAUUCUGCAUAUUCACCAACAGUAUCGGGUGUGCCUGGGGAAAAGAUAUCGGGGAUUGUAGUAGCUGGCUCUCCCAAAAAGUCAGUUCUUUGUGCAGUGGGAGGGAUGAGGGGGAAAGCAACAAAACCAUUAAGGCAGGGGGUUAUAAAUAAAACCUGGUGGUGUUGGGGGGGGUUGAACACAAAAAACCCACCCUGAUGGGAGUUGUAGUCUAAAACAUCUGGAGGGCAUCUGGUUGGCCAAGGCUGAUCUAUUGUGUAGCUGAGUUUGGAAUCCCAUGUGCGUUACUAGUGGCUCUGACUCAAAAAGGAUAUUUCAGAGCUAAGGGGGAAAGUGCAGAAAAGGGCAACCAAAAUGAUUAAUGGGCUGGAACACCUUCUGAUGAGGGAAGGCUCAGCUAGCCUUGCCAAAGUUGGUGCGCCACCAGAUGCUGCUGAACUACAUCUCCCACAAUCCCUGGCCGCUGGCCAUGCCGGCUGGGGCUGAUGGGAGCUGUAGUCCAGCAGCAUCUGGAAGACACCAGGGUUUUAGUUUUGGGGCAGGGAUGGGAACGUGAUAGGGUGUUUUUUUAAAAUAAAUGUAUGCUAUGAGUGGAUCAUGUGCAUAGAGAAAGCUCUUUCUUCAUCAUGCCCAGUUCAGUUCUCCCUGCUAAAGAACAUAAGAACCUGCUUGACACCAACUCAGAUCAUUGGUUCAUCUAGCUCAGUAUUGUCUGCACUGGCUGGCAGUUGCUUUCCAAGAUUUCAGGCAGGAGUCUCUCCCAGCCCUACCUGGAGAUGGCAGGGAUUGAACCUGGGACCUUCUGCAUGCAAGGGUGAUGCUGUGCCACUGAGCUACGGCAUUUCCCCAAAGGAAGCACACAUAGGGAAACUUGUGGAACGCACAGCCACAGGGUGGCAUUGAUUCCCACUUGUGUUAGAAUGUGAAUUUGUAUCUCAAUGGCUCUGGGUCAGGAUAGUGUGUUAGAACCUCCAUGUACCUUGCACACCAGCAAGAACUGGUAUUCAGUGUACCUCUGAAUACCAGUUCCUGCUGGUGUGCAAUGCAGAAGAGUUGCUUGGUGUUUUUAUGCCCUGCCUGUUUAUCACUUCCUUGGAAGCAUCUCAGUGGCUACUGUUGGAAGCAGGAUAUGAUCCAGCAGGGCUCUUUCCAGAGGCUCCCUGAGAUGACUGCCUGAGGCCGAUCAGCAAAUCCCCGCCCGCCCCCCGCCGUCAAUCAAGGUGCACAGUUGCCCUGAACUUGAGCAGAAUUGACUAUAAAGUGUUUUAUUGGUUGCAUUUAUAUCUCACCUUCCCCUCCGCAACCAAGGUCAAGAUGGUGUCUGUGGUUCUCCCCCUCUGCCAUUAAUCCCUACCACAACCCUGUGAGGUAGGCUAGGCUGAGAGGUAGUGACUGGCCCAAGGUGACCCAGCGCGCUUCAUAACUGAGUGGGGAUUACUGCCAUAGAGUAAUCACAGAGUCAUGGGGGGGGGGAGCCAGGAUUUUUGUUGGGGGGAAAACCAGGCCUUUUGUUAUGGGGGCAGAACCAACGUGAUUGGUCAGUUAGUUAAGUAUUUCUAUUGUCUUACUUGAUAUAGGGGGGCAGCUGCGACCAUGCUAGUACCCACUGAUAGUUUUUUCUUCCAUGAAUUUGUCUAGUCCAGUGGUCAGCAAACUUUUUCAGCAGGGGGCCGAUCCACUGUCCCUCAGACCUUGUGGGGGGGUGGGCUAUAUUUUGGAGGGAAAAAAUGAACGAAUUCCUAUGCCCCACAAAUAACACAGAGAUGCAUUUUAAAUAAAAGGGCACAUUCUACUCAUGUAAAAACACGCUGAUUCCCAGACCAUCCGCGGGCCAGAUUUAGAAGGCAAUUGGGCCAGAUCCAGCCCCCGGGCCUUAGUCUGCCUACCCAUGAUCUAGUCCUCUUUUAAAGCCAUCCAAGUGGGUGGCCUUUGCUUCCUCCUGUGGGAGCGAGUUCCAGAGUUGAAUUAGACAUUGCAUGAAGAAGUGCUGUCUCUUAUGGAAGUCCAUAAGUUGUAGUGUUAUGGGAAAGGGAGAGGGGAGAGACGACUUCUGUCUAUCCACUUCUCCAGGUUUCUGAAAAGCUGGGUCCAUUUUCUCAGUGGGCUGAUUGAUUUUCCUACGGGUGUGAAAGGAUCUGGUCCUCUUGGCUGCAAGGACAGCACAAUUGUCCAAAUCCUGAAAGGUAGAAGAGGCACCUAUUCAUGUUCUGCUGCUUGGCUGAUUCCUCUUCCCCCAUCAUCGCUUUCCCUCAAAACCUGGCGGCUUUAUAAGUUAAGAGAUGUCAGGAGAGCAAGAGUCGCCGCUAAUGGUGUUAGCUGCAGGCAAAUGGGAAACUCUUCCUGAAACAUUUGUUCCAAGUGUGUGUGUGUGUGUGUGUGCAUGCACACGCGUUUAAAUCAUUAUUUUAAAAUAAUAAUUAUGCCACAUUUGCUCGGAGAAGGAAGUGGGCGACUUGGCGGAAGUUGGGCUGGGCCAGGGAGGCAGAAAAAGUUAAUUGGAGAGGCGGCUUAAAAGCUUAUAACUGACCUUUUGUCAAAUGGGGAGGUGGGGGAGAGGGGGAGAGAACUUUUUUUUCCAGUGUAUUAAGCCUGGGUGGGGAUUGAGAAGUUGGCUAAUGAAAGGCUUGGUUUAAUACCAGGAUUUAAGCUCCUAAAUGGCUUUUGAAAGCACUCUGGGAGUCUGUUUCUGCGUGGAGAGCCCAUCAGCAGUAGGUUGCGGUUGUCUGUUUCUUCCCCACCCACCUCCAUUUCUGCCCCCCCCCAAACUGGAGGCCUCUCUCCAAAUUUGAAACCAAUUCGUUAAAGCCAUCUUUGAAAGCGAGGUCACACUGGAGAGCCAUCUCGUGUUCUCUUUCUAUCUCCUCCUUCGCAAAGAAUUUUAGAGACCCAAUGGAAAGCGUAGCCAUUUGCUUUUUGAGCUAAAUGGGAGAGUUUGAGCUAAAAGAGAACAGAAUGGCCUCGCCGGAUGAGAGAAUGUGCCCACCUGCCUAGAGUUAGGAAGGCCAUGUCUGCAUUGCUCCAAAAGCGGACACAGGUUUGCAUGAAAUCUGCAGCUCGGAAACCAGCUGUUUAUACUUGACUGCUUCUUUAUUGCCACCUAAUCUUCUUUUGCUCUCCUUUGGAUACAAAAUGUUUGUAUAUAAUGGAUGUUUAUGUAAUUGGGAUUUUUAAUGGGAAGUACUCCCCAAUAACUUGGAGGUGGAGCGGACAUUCAAAAAUUUCCUUGAAAAUGGACGCGGGUGGCGCUAGGGACGUGGGUGGCGCUGUGGGUUAAACCACAGAGCCUAGGACUUGCUGAUCAGAAGGUCAGCGGUUCGAAUCCCCGUGCGGACGGGGUGAGCUCCCGUUGCUCGGUCCCUGCUCCUGCCAACCUAGCCGUUCGAAAGCACGUCAAAGUGUGAGUAGAUAAAUACGUACUGCUCUGGCGAGAAGGUAAAUGGCGUUUCCGUGUGCUGCUCUGGUUCGCCAGAAGCAGCUUAGUCAUGCUGGCCACAUAACCUGGAAGCUGUACGCCGGCUCCUUCGGCCUAUAGAGCAAGAUGAGCGCCGCAACCCCAGAGUCGGCCACGACUGGACAUAAUGGUCAGGGGUCCUUUACCUUUUUAUGCCCCAAUAACUUGGAGGUGGGGCGGACAUUCUAAAAUUUCCUUGAAAAGGCUUAUAUUGAACCCACUUCCAUUCUAAUUUUAGAGUUCAACUCCAGGACAAACUGAACCCUGCAUUUCUGCCAAAACUCUUGAACCCCCACGGUUUCAACAGCGAGGGACGAAGGGGUUGGCUUGUGUCAAAAAGUUGUGGCUUUUAUCGGAAAAGCUUUAGGGACAGCCCUUAAACUUUCCCUGGCAUCCCCCCUCCCCCCAAAAGAGCUGCAACUGUUCUACCAGAGCAAAUUGAUUACAAGCAAGAGGAGAAUUACGUUAAUAUACUUGCUUGUCACUUGGGCCGUAUUAGUAAUCUCUUCUCAUUAAUCUGUGGAGAAUACGGAGGUGACCUUGUUAAGCAUCCUUGCAGAUGGGGGAAGUCUGACCCGGCUGCUAUUGAUUUACUACCGUGAGACCCAUAAAUGCCCUCUUGGCGCACCCUGCAUUCCAGCCGCAGCAGGAGCAUCUACAGCUAUUUUGGGGGGAGAGUCAGGUCCUGACAUGCCUCACUUUGUGCUUGAUGUGUGCAAUUCAGACAUCCCUUUUUGCACUUGCAGGCUUUUUCUGCAACAUUCAAACAGAGAAAAGAAAGUCCUUACUCAUGCAGAGCAAAGAUCAACUGUGGAACUCUCUUCCACAGGAGGCAGUGAUGGUCAUCAACUUAGUGGUUUUUUAAAAAACUAUCAAAAUAAGUUUAUUGUACUAGCCAAAGGCCACAACAAUUCCAUGCAAUCACAAUCAAUUUAAAAUAUGACAUCUGCAAAUAAACACAGUGAACAUAUAAUGCAAAGUAUCCAAUAACAAGGAUGCCUCCAUGUCUACACUGAGUUUUAAUUUAGUGCUCUGCCCCUUACAGUUUACAGCUAUUUUAUCCAGUUCCUGCUUCCUUUUCUUUUUUCUUUUCUUUUCUUUCUUGCCUCCAGUGCAAAAGGGCCCACCUUAUGUGUCACUGAAGCCUCUCACUUGUGGAGAACCUGCUAUUCUGUACAAACAGGGGUUUCAGAAAGCUCCUCCUAGGAUCUGCAUGUAGGGGGACAAGUUAACAUAUAAUGUGAAAUACCUUCCACCUGGCCUUGCCAACAAAUGCACAGCCUGCAACUUAGAUGGCUUUUAAAGAGGAGUGGAAAAUUCAUGGAGAAGGCUUUCCACAGUGUCAGCCGGCCCAUGAGGCAGACAGAAGCAGCCGCCUCGGGUGGCGGAAUCCCAUGGGGUUUGUGUUGUGCUGGGGUCAUGCAGCAGCAGCUUCCAAUGACAUAUUGGUAAGUGAGACUUGCAGGGGGCAGUGGCAGCAGUGGUACCAUCCUGUUUCUCCUUAGGCGGUGAAAUGGGGCAGGCCAUCCCUGGCUAUCUAUCCAUGGCUACUAGCUAUGAUGGCUAUGUUCUGCCUCCAUAGUCAGAGGCAGUAAUGUGUCUGAAUACCAAUUGGUGGAAACCACAGGAAGGAAGGGUACUCUUGUGUCCAGGUUCUGCUUGAGGGUAUCUUACGGGCAUCUGGUUGGCCACUUUGAGAACAGGGUGCUGGGCCAGAUGAACCACUGGCCUGAUCCAGCAGGCUUUUCUUGUGUUUUACAAUAGGCCCUGAUGAGUGAUAUACUUGCUUCUCACUGGGCCAAUGCUUGGCACUUGGGAGAGAUGGGCGGUUGAAAGCCAGCACGUACCCUCUUCCCUCUGGUUGAUCACCACCAUCUUCUGAAGCUGUCUGAUGCCAAGUCAGACCAUUGGCUCAUGUAGCUCAGUAUGGUCUACACUGCCUGGCUGCAGAUUUCCAGGGUUUCAGACAGGUAGUCUUUUUCCAGCCCUAACUGGAAGUGCUGGGGAUUGAACCUGGGAACUUCUGUAUGCUGUGCAGUUGCCCUACAUAGCCUAAAAAUAAAGUAAGAUUCUAGUCCUCAUGAUUCUGAAUAAGGGCAGAACUAAGUGACUGUAGAACACAGCAAGCUGCCUUGCACCAGCUCAGGCUACUGGUCUGUUUAAGUCACUGCUGUUUAUACUGACAAUUCAGUAUUGACUACUCUGACCUUCUGCAUGCAUAGCAGCUGCUCUAUACCACUGAGCUACAGCCCCUGCCUGGCAUAUAAAAUGAUGGCAAACCUGCCUUUGAGUGUGAGGAGCUUUCUUUGGGAGUCCAUCUCCCUUCCUUUCCCACUAUGAAGCCUUAUAGUCUAACUCUCUAUUACCUCCCUCCCCAAAAUGGAAAUGUCUUGGGGAAUGAAGGCGCCUGGGAGGGCUGGAUUUAAAGCCACGGCCAAAUGCUUUGCCGCUGAGCUCUUUUUGCAAGCUGAAUUAGCCUUUCGUGCUGAGAACACAGCGCCUCUUCCAGCAAACUGCCAACGUUUGGGCUUUGAGCUGGAAGAUGCUCCUGGGAAGUGGGGAAACAAGGAGAAAGCAGAACCCUCUUUCCCAAUCAGGUGCUUUCCAGAUGUUUUUGGACUGCGGCGCCCAUCAAGCCCAGCCAGCUGUGGUCUACAACAUAUGGUGGGCAAGACUCAAGUCUAGAGAUCCUGAUUCGUAGCCAGGCCCAGAGUUUUGAGUGAUGGAUGCAGAAAAUUGGCAUGGCUUCUUGUUCCAUUAAUUCCCAGUGGGAUUUUCCCACAAUGUGGCUUGGCUGGCUUUAAAAGAGGAUUGGAGAAACUCAUGGAGGAAGAGAAGGCUAUCAAUGGCUACUAGUUUGAUGACUAUCUUCUGCCGCCACAGCUAGAGGCAGCAAUGCUUCUGAAUACCAAUUGCUGGGAACCACAGAAGGGGAGAGAGUCCUCUUCUUCUCAGGUCCUGCUUGUGGGUUUCCCAAUGGGACAUCUGUUUGGCCCCUGUGACAACAGGAUGCUAGACUAGAUGGGCCAUUGACCUGAUCCAGCAAGCCUCUCCUUAUGUGAUGCAGGUUCCUCCCUUUUUUCCUACUGAGGAGAACUUCCUGAAGGUGUGGAAUCCAACUAGUCAAUUCUGUGUGGCUCUCAGCCACCCUUGGUGAUGCCCCACACUUGGUGAUGCUCCUCCAAGCUCCUCGCCAGCCUCAGUCCUCAGCCAAGUCGCUUCUUAGAUUGCAAGAGAGGAAGGGGAAUAAUAUCUGCCGGAUGGAUCUGUAAGCAUCCCCGUCUCAUUGCCAAAGGGGACCCUUCUGCAUUUAAUUUGCACUGUAAUUCUGAGUGACAAGUUGUCUUGGGUGACGUCCUGACAGAGUGAACAUCGAUAGCCCUGGAAAUGAAAUGAACCCCCCAAUUACCGUCUCUCAAGGAGCAGGGUGGGGCCAGCCAUCGGGGGGUAUGAUGAGGGCUCAAUAAACGGCAUUGAUCCGAGCGUUGACGAGGCGUUCUCUGGGGUGUGUCAGCGUAUGAACCCCCUCAUUACUUACACUUGUCAAUAGAUCCUGGCUCAGAUGCAGGAAUUGGCAGCCGAUUGACUCCCAUGCCAAUAGGACCACUGAGCUUCCUCUUUCUCUUUCUCUGUGCGGCUGCUUCACAAAAAAUGGCACACUCCACAGUUAUCGAUGGACAAGCAAGCCCUUUUGCCUCCGAGAGUCCUCCUACCUCUUCCUGAAGUGACAGCUACUCCCUGGUUCAGAUUUCUACUCAGCUCCAUCAUUUGGCUUCCCUUGAAAUCUCCUGGUGCUUUGUCAGAGGAAAGCACUAGAGCAUCACAGUUUGGGCAAUCGAGCUGAAGAAGCUUGACUUAGAAUCAUGGAACUGUGGUGUUGGAAGGGGCUCAAGGAUCAUCUAGUCCAACCCCAGCUUCUGAUAGGUCACUUCCAAGGAUCAAUGUUUUAAAUGUCAACUCUCACUGCCAUGCUGGAUGGGGCUGAUGGGCGUAGUGUGAUGACUUUAAAAGAGGAUGAGAUAAAUUCACGGAGAAUGAGGCUUUCAGUGACUACUAGCAAGGACGGCUCUGUUUUGUGUCCACUGAGAGAAGCAAUAUGCCUCUGAAUAAUAGUUGAUGGGAAUCACAGGUCGGCAGAGGGCACUUGUGCUGAGGUCCUGCUUGUGGGUUUUCCAUGUGGGUAUCUGCUUGGCCACUGUGAGAAUAGGAUGGUGGACUAGACAGGCCACUGGACUGAUCCAAAAGCCAGGCUCUUCUUACAGUCAAACAUUCUUACGUUCUGAAACAUGGCCAUGCUGGCUGGGGCUGAUGGGAGUUGUAGUCCAAAACACCUGGAGGGCACCAGGUUGGCAAAGGGCAGGGCUUUUUUCCAGCCGGAACUCCCUGGAGCUCAGUUCUGGCACCUCUCAAGUGGGCGCCAUUUCCAUUAUAAGGGAACAAGGGAGGCGUUUGUAUUGAGUUCCAGCACCUCUUUUUCUUGAAAAAUAAGACGCAAAGGGUAGAUGAUUUGGUCACCAAAACCUAGCACAGCUUGUGCUCUCUGCAAGUCAUUGGGGUUGAUGAGCACAUCCACCAACCAUUUCUCUCAGCGCAAAAUGGAGAGGGCUAAAUUUGGCAUGUUGACAGGUUGGUGGGCCGAUCAAAGGAGAGGCAUUUUCUGCAUGUUGGGGUUAUGCAAGCUGUUGACAUCCCAAUCCCCGGAGGGCGGCGUGUGAGUUGGUUACAGCUCAGCGAGAGGGAGGGAGGGAGGGAGUGCAGCUGGUUUGGUUCUUGUGAACACCUUGGGGAACAAUCAAGUAGGGACCUAUCCCGGCUGCGCCUCUUGUGCAAGUGUGCCAAUGCGGCGAGAUUGCCCAUUGGCCUGACCCAACAUUGGGCUUUUGAUCUUGAACCAAGCAGGGAAAGAGAAGCAUAGCAGAGGCGGAGGCUGGUGGAGCUGCUCCCCUCCAUUAAAGACCUGGGACAGAGAAAUUACGAAGCCAGUUCGCUGUUCCGUAUUAUUAUUAGAUUUAUUACCCACCCCUCAACAGAUGGUCCCAGGUUACAGCAAUAUAAAAUGCAGCAUUAAAAACACUUUACAACAUAUGUAGCCUCUUUGCUCUGCUUUUGUGACAUUGGAGAUACAGUGGUACCUCGGGUUACAUACGCUUCAGGUUACAGACUCUGCUAACCCAGAAAUAGUGCUUCAGGUUAAGAACUUUGCUUCAGGAUGAGAACAGAAAUCGUGUUCCGGCGGCGUGGCAGCAGCAGGAGGCCCCAUUAGCUAAAGUGGUGCUUCAGGUUAUGAACAGUUUCAGGUUAAGUGCGGACCUCCGGAACAAAUUAAGUACUUAACUCGAGGUACCAAUGUAUCUAUCUAUCUAUCUAAUCUAUCUAUCAUCUAUCUAUUUUCCAAGGUUGCAUACAAAACACAUAUUUAAAGCAGAUUUCAAGCACUUCUACCUGCUUCUCCAAAGAAUUAUGGGCAGCGCUACAAUUCCCAGCACCCCUAACAAACUACAGUUCCCAGAAUUCUUUUUUAGGGGGAAACGGUCUCUAAAUGUAUGGUGUGUAUGCAGCUUAGGAAUGCAGAGGUGAGUCCUUGGUCAAGAUCGGUGACUCCAGCUUGCAUCUCCCCCCCCCCACUUCCCAGUCUCCUCUGUAUCAUUUUCUUCCCCUUCCUUGUCUCUCUCCAGCCCCAUAAUGAGAGACACCUGAAGCACAUUAGCCUGUGAUGGAGAUGGAGGGUUGUGUGUGUGUGUGUCCUUUUCAGAGCCAACCUGGAGUGUGCAAGCGAGCUCCCAUUUCCAGAGUUGUCUUCCCAGCAGGAAGGGAACUUGCCCUCGUGAGCUCCAAGCGGUGUCAGGGAAGGAGAACCCGGCCGAAGCAUUUCAAAGGCCUCCGAUAGGCGAUUCCGCCCCAACAAGAAGCGAUGAUGAUUUAUGGUGUGAUUAAAAGGUCACAGGAGGAGAAAGGGGGAGUGAGAAUGGUAUAACAUCAGUAUCUAAAGUUCUUGGCAUUGAACCGGUGGGGUGGGGGGAGGUGACCUGCAAAAGGGCCCAACAGGGACCAAGGCAGGUAGAUGGCUCUGACAGAGCUCCCUGCCUCUCUGGCCCCCAGUCCGGCAUCUGGCAACACUUGUCCUGAAACUUAAGACUCUGCUGAUGAGGCCCCAUUAAAUGUAACCAGCAACCCAGCCCUGUCGGGAGACUUCCUCAGCUGCCUGUUGUCUUUUCGGAAUAUCCUGCAGAAGGUAGAAAGAUCAGCCCAGUCGGUUCAAGUAACUGGUGAAAAGCUACUGGCUACGGUUUACUGUGGGCCUGGCAAAUACAAGACCAGGUAGCACCAGGAGGACUAGCUACUUAGCUGCAGCAUGUGAAUUUCAGGAGGUAUAUGCACACCCACCCACACAGAAUGCGUCCUUGAAUUCUGAUCCUGCCUCUUGCUUUCUGGGAUGGAGGACAGAGAAAGGGUGUGUGAGUGUGUGGAAAAUAAAAAUCCUACUCUACAACGGUAAGAUUUACAUUCCUGGCUCGGCCCACUUUUGCUCCUGGCUCUGCCCAAUACUGGCAGGCGGCCCUUGAAAGGCUGUCCAGACGGGAAUGUAGCCCUGUUGUAUUAAUUGCAAAAUAAUUCCUAUCAAAACACAUACAGUGGUACCUUGGGUUAAGUACUUAAUUUGUUCCAGAGGUCCGUACUUAACCUGAAACUGUUCUUAACCUGAAGCACCACUUUAGCGAAUGGGGCCUCCUGCUGCCACGGCGCCGCUGGAGCCCGAUUUCUGUUCUUAUCCUGAAGCAAAGUUCUUAACCUGAAGCACUAUUUCUAGGUUAGCAGAGUGUGUAACCUGAAGCGUAUGUAACCUGAGGUACCACUGUAUUUUGAUUGGGACAUUUGUUUUCUCAAAAUCCAUACAGUGGUAACUCGGGUUACAGGCGCUUCAGGUUACAGACGCUUCAGGUUACAGACUCUGCUAACCCAGAAAUAGUACCUCGGGUUAAGAACUUUGCUUCAGGAUGAGAACAGAAAUCGCAUGGCGGCAGUGUGGCGGCAGCUAAAGUGAAUGAAUUAAGUUCUUAACCCGAGGUACCACUGUAUUUGGAUACACUUAAAUGGCCCAUGGUAAGAACAUGAUAACAUAAGAAGAGCCUGCUGGAUGGAUCAGGCCAGUGGCCCAUCUAGUCCAGCAUCCUCAUCUCACAGUGGCUAACCAGAUGCCCGUGGGAAACCUGCAAGCAGGACCUGCGCACAAGAGCACUCCCUACGCUCUACCAUUCCUCAGAUGAAAAUUUUAGUGCCCCCUGUAGAGGAGUUCCUAUCAGAAGAAGGGCAAGUGCCUGAAAAAAACCUACCCUUAAUCCCAAUUGUAGUUUAUUUUAUUCUUCGGUAGAUUUACGAAAAGGGAAGCACACACCAAUACAGUGGUACCUCUGGUUGCGAACAGGAUCCGUUCCGGAGGCCCGUUUGCAACAUGAGCAGAACGCAACCUGCGUUUGUAUGUCUGUGUGGGUCGCGAUUUGCCGCUUCUGCGCAUGUACGUGAAGUUAUUUUGCAUGUCUGCACAUGCACGAGUGGCAAAACCCAGAGGUAACCCUUUCCGGUACUUCUGGGACGCAACCUGAAAACGCUCAACCUGAAGCAAAGGUAACAUGAGGUAUGACUGUAAAUACAUUUUAGAAAAGGGCAAGAUGCCCCAAUUUUGUUUUUUUAAAAAUCAGGGCUGCUUGCUCUCUGCUCUGCUCCCACUUUCUUCCUGCCCAGGGUGGCCCUGCCCUGUGUCUGCCCCUCGAAGCUGGUGUGUGACACAUGGGAUUGGGCCAUAGUGGCAGCAGCCUCCUUCCCCCCUUCUCCAGCAGGAGGCCGGCAUCAACCACGGAGAGGCAACAGGAUGCUCCCUCACAGCCACCGCUGCGCCUCGGGACAAGCACCGGCUCAACCUCCCUGAGGCAGCACUGCCAGGGGAAAUAGGGACAUUCCAGGAUCAGAAGCCAGGAUGGCAAUUCUGGGACUGCCACUGGGAAAUUGGGACACUUGGAGGAUAUGGUACUCUCCCCUGUUGUGGUUUCCAGAAACUGGUAUUCAGAAGCAUUGCUGCCUCCAACUGUAGGUAGCCAUUGAUAGCCUUAUCAUCCCUGAAUUUGUCUAAUAUAAGAACAUAAGAAGAUAUUCAGAGAAUUGCAAAAUCCAGUGGGUAGCAAAGCUAUGAUCUGGACAUUGGCCCGAGAGGUGCUGAUCAGGCCUUUUCACAUAAGAAUUGGCAGACCCGAAUCCAUCAAGCAUCGCCGGUCUGAGUUCCAGGAGCAUUUUUAAACCUUUCCCAUGCAGUCAAGCAUGUGUGUUAUUUGGUGUGGGUGUGUGUAUUUUCUUUCUUUUUAAAUGGGUCCCUGUAAAGCACAAAACUUCCACUUCAGUUAUGGAAAGGGAGGAAGGAUAGGGGGGUUUUUUGACCAGAAGAUCCAAAACCACAGUGAGGCAUCAGGGAGGGAACGGCUAACUUUGGGAUUUUUAUUUGAUCGUGAAGCGGGAAGUCAAAGCAUUUGAUGGCUCCAAAGUCUGCAGACCUGUAGCCACCCUGAAAGUUAAUGCGGUUGGAUUUCACAAGCCAAGUGGGAUGUGGGGCGGCCUCAUAGCUGGGCUAGGCAAAACCAGCUUAGACGAAGAAGAGGAGCUCCCAUGAACUUUCACCUGUUUUUAAGAGUGGAAACUUCUGCACGGCUCAAAAACAUUCCUUCUCGUUUCCAAGAAAUUUGGGUGUCCCGUGGAAAAAGCCAAGCGUCAGAGUAAGCUCCUUCAGGGAGUGAAAACUUUAGUCUGUUCUUGGGGAAUGUGUGAGUGCAGGAAAUGAGAAUGACUUCCUUUUAAAAAGCCAUGGAUUCUAUCCCAGAUUUUCCCUAACCUGGUGCCCUUCAGAGGUUUUUUGGAUCCAUUCACUUUUGGAAUUGAGAGAGCCAAAAUGGGCAGAUCCUUCCAUCUUUAAUCUUGACAGCAACAAGGUUAAUUAGGUAAAUAGGUAGACCGGCAGGCCCAUUUUUAUCACCAUAUUGAAUCCUGAAAACAUAACAUAUGAACCCUCUCUGUUGUAUUUCUUAUUAAAGGAUAGUCCUUAUUUCUAUACAGUUAUACCUUGAAUCCCAAAUGCCUUGGUACUCGGACGUUUUGGCUCCUGAAUGCUGCAAACCUGGAAGUGAUUGUUCCAGUUUGCGAACAUUCUUUGGAACCCGAAAGUCCGACGGGGCUUCUGUGGCUUCUAAUUGGCUGCAGGAGCUUUCUACAGCCAAUCAGAAGCCACGCUUUGUUUUCCGAACAUUUUGGAAGUUGAACGGACUUCCAGAACAGAUUCCGUUCGACUUCCAAGAAAGACUGUGCUUGAAUCAGCAUGUAUACCUUGGCAUAUGCAAAUAUAUGCUUUGGGUUUUGCCACUGCUUAAGUGGCCAAACCAGAAGGGAGAGUAGAGGAAGAAAUGGGGGGGGCAGGGAGUGAACCCUGCAGCUGGAUCCCAGAUGUCACCUCUUCUAGACUUCUUUUUGUGCCAUGUUUCUAGGCACAGGUUGUGCUUUAAAGCUCCAUGUCUGAGUGCUUGCCUCCACUUCCCCACAAAAACCUGUUCUGUACUGCUGAAUUGGAGGAAACGGCAAUCCAUGGGAAACCAGAACUGCCAUUUGUUCCAAUUUAGCGCUAAAGAGCCAGUUUUCCUGGAAAAGCAGAAGAGGGUGGGGAAGUACUCAGACACUGAGCUUUAGAUCUUAGGCCUGUGCCUAGAAAGUAUGGGGUAAAAGGUAAUUGCAGAUGAGCCCAGAGUUCAUCAGUGGAAGAAUUCAUGAGCGGGAAAGGGGGGGCAAUUCUGCCCAGUUCCAAGGAUUAGGAUGGGCAGCCUCAUAUUUUCUCAGGGGCCCCCAAAUGCUCUCAGCAUCCCCGUCCUGAUGGGAUGAUUCAUUUUCUGAAGUUUGAACCGGCAGCUUGAAAAAGCCGCCCAUUUAAUUCUAGCCCCCCCCCCCCACCAGCAAGUCUCCAUUCAAGAAUAUGAGUUCCUAGGGAAUUACAGAUGGAGACGUUUUCUGUGUUUGCUGGUAACAAAUGUAAACUGUGGCCACUUAGAAAUUUUCAGGAGCUGUUUCUGAUUAAUUUCUUUUGCUUUUGACAGUUUCCAUCCAGCUUCUCUUGUUCUUUGAGAAGGAAAGAGAGAUGUGGCUUGCUUUCCCCUUCCUUCCUUCCCUCCCUCCCUCUAUAUUUUGGAUAAUGUUUCUAGGUUUGCAGUAAGGCUAAAAUAAUCCAUCUUGCUUAUUAUUAUUUUUUUUAAAGAGGCAAAAGGGGGAGGGAGGAAUCUUGAGUGAAUAAUAAGUUCCACUGACCCAAGAAUAUCCGAUUGCCAUCGAGGACUGUAAGGGAAUUUUUCAAAUGGCUGCCUGAUGAAGCUGUCAGGGCUGUCAGGGAGCAGAGCGUUCCAGCCCAAACCAUUUUCUGCUGUAACUCUUUUUUAAAAACUAUAAUAAAAAGCAAAAGCCGAAAAGCUAUAAAAGCAGAAAACUGGAGAGGUAGAGAUACGGAGGGCUGAGGUGCCCAGAGAGAUGCUGAGAAGUCUGAUCAUCCAAAAACCUGGUUUGGCUUUCCUUUAGAUUCUGUGGGCCAGCCCUUCUCAACUUAGUGCCCUCCAGAUUUUCCGAACUACAACUCCCAUCAGCCCCCCCAGCCAGCACAGGUGUACUGUCUGACCCAUCUGGAGGGCACCAGGUUGGGGGAGGCUGCUUUGGAUGCUUUUUUUCUGAGCCACAUUCACCCCAUACAUUGAAAGGACUAUGAGACCACUUAAAUACUCACAGCUUCCCUCAAGGAAUUCUGGGAGCUGCAGUUUCUUAAGGGCAGACUCCCAGAGCUGCAGUUCCCAGAGUUCCUUGGGAAGAGGGUUUGACUGCUAAGCAUUCUGGGAAUUGUAGCUCUGGGAGGGGUGCAAGAUUAAACCCUGUGGAGGCCCCCUAGGCUGUCAAAAUUUCAGGGCGGGGGGCCCUCACAAAUUAUCUCCUAAAACUAAGAAAGCUUGAUUGCAAUUUUCUUUCAAGAUCAAAUCAAUAUUAUUUUGAUCCAUUGCACGGGGCCCCUAAAAGGCCUUGGGGGGGGGGCAUAGUCCAAUGCCUACUUUGCCUAUUUAGUAAUCUGGCACUGCCUGGGAGGGGUCAUUUGGCCUGAUUCAGUAGCCAGGCUCUUCUGAUGCCUUGUUGCUGGGAAUCAUGAAUGGAAGAGUGAUACUGUGCUCCUGUUGCAUUUGCAGGCUUCCCACUGGGGCAUCUGGUUUCCACUAGGAUGCUGAGCUAGACGGCCCACUGGCCUGAUACAGCAGAGCUUCUUCCUACUAAAAACGAUAGCCGUUAUCUAUAAAUGUGCAUCUAUGCGCAAGCGGAUUCGCAUAUGCAACCUUGUGCCCUCUUUUCUUUCUUCUCGGUGAUUCAUUUCCUCUUUUGCAGCAAAGUAUAUGAUGUCAGAACUCGCACUGCCUGCUGUAGCUCUUUAACAAAUGCUUUGAGUGUAUAUGUAUAAAUAGAUUAACUUCUUAUUUUUCUUUUUUGCAAAGGCGCUCUAAGCAAGGUUAUGUUGACUCUUUACACAGAACAUGCACACUUUAAGCUGCUUUUGCCUCACUUUCCUUGAGCCACAGAGAGGGAGAGAGGAUGAAACUUUUCAACACAGCCUUGGCCGCUGAUACUUUCCCUCCACCUCUCCUCAGCCCUUGAUUUUUCACCAGGCAUUGGCCAUGUAGCCUUGACCUUAUUGGAAAUAAAGGGCCUGCUUAGCCAUAGGUCUAGAACCUAUUGCAUUUUCAGAAGGAAAGCUGGGGUUCUAAAGUGACAGAACUCUGGAUCAGAUCCUUGUCUCUUACAUUUGCAUAUGCAAGGAAUUCACACCUUCUUUGUCAUUGUCUCCUCCAAAGGUCUCCUGACCCAAGAAAGUUAUUCUGAACAGCUUAGACUUAGAGUUUGCUUGCAGUUGUGAGAUGGGGACCGGGGGGGGGGGGGGACUCCACCAUAUGUGAAUAAUAGACAAAUCAUGGAACUCAAUAUAUGGGGCGAACUUCACAUCAAACCUCUGCAUUUUUUGCUUUUCUCAUGUCUUUCUGAGUCUGCGCAAUGGAGUCUGAAACUGCUUUCGAUUAGAAAAAGAUGCUCUAAUAUUUUUUCUGGAACCCUUUGCACAAGCGGUUCCCAGGGCCUGACAAUGAACAGUGGAUUUCUCUUCCUGCAGAAAUGGUUUGGGCCUCACUGAAAUAAUUUCCUUUGGCUGUGCCUAUAAACCAAGCCAAGUGGAAACGCCGGGAUUUCAAAUGCUUGACUCCAAAGCCGAGGGAUCUAGUGUCCCCUUAAUGGCUGAUCCCUCGGAACUGGCACCUCCUGGAAUAGGGAGAGAGAAGCUGGCAGUGGACAGGGAGGGAAAAGGGCAAGGGCAGCUUCUGUGCUUUGAGCCCACACUUUUUAAACCAGCCUUCCCCAACGUGGUGCCCUCUGGACAUUUUGGACUGCUGGCUGGAGCCGAUGGGAGUUGCCAUCCAAAAUAACUGGAGGGGAACCAGGUUGGGGAGACUGGUUUAAAAUGUGAGGGUUUUAGCAAAUGGGAUGGGUGAGCAUGAGCUUCCAAGGCAACCCUCUUUCAUCACCAGGAAAGACGAGCCACAUACAUUUAAUACACCAAACCACUAAGAGAAACAGCAGAACGGAUGAGCUUAGGAGCACGGAGGCACGGAUGAUGAUGGGCUGCGUUCAGGAAUAGCAUCUGCUCCUGUUCCUUCUAAUUAGGGUUUUGUGUCUCUCAUUGUCUCCCCUGCCUGAAAGCUCCCCUCUCCCUUCGCCUCUCUUCCUGAAUCCAGCUCAAGCUCCUCUGCAGCUUUACUCCAUGCCAUCUCCCUGCUAUCUCUCCUUAUUUCACACAGGACCCAUUGCCUCCUCUGUUCAGACUCCAGACACGGCUCUGCCGUUAGGCAAAGUGAAACAGCAGCCUCAGGCAGCAGAUGCCGGGGGUCAGCCACAGUCCCACCACUGCCACCUUUUCACCUGAAUCCUGUAAACCGGUGGGCCACAAGUUUCGUUCAGGUUGCCCAUGGCAUGUCUGUGGAUUUGUUCUCGGAGACAGGAGACAGCACAUCUGUCGCAGUAAAUAUUCAUAUAGAAUUGUAUUUUUGUUGCAUCUUUCAUUUUUUAUAUCGUGUUACUGUUUGCAUUCUACAGAAUUCAGGUUGCAAUACAAUAAAAUAAAACAUAAGAAAUAAGGGAAGCCAUAAAAAUCAAAUUAAAAGGUAAAAGGUAAAGGUAAAGGACCCCUGGAUGGUUAAGUCCAGUCAAAGGCGACUAUGGGGUUGUGGUGCUCAUCUUACUUUAGGCUGAGGGAGCCAGUGUUUGUCCACAGACAGCUUUUCAGGGUCAUGUGGCCAGCAGGACUAAACCACUUCUGGUGCAACAGGACACCGUGAUGGAAACCAGAGCACACAUUUACCUUCCUGUCACAGUGGUACCUAUUUAUCUACUUGCACUGGCAUGCUUUCGAACUGCUAGGUUGGCAGGAGCUAGGAGAGAGCAACAGGAGCUUGCCCCAUUGUGCAGAUUCGAACCGCCAACCUUCUGACUGGCAAGCCCAAGAGGCUCAGUGGUUUAGACCACAGCGCCACCCGCAUCCCAAUUAAAAACCACCCAGCAUCUAGCACAGUGCAUUGCAAUGGCUACAAUGGGCAGGAGAAUCAUUAAGUGGUCCACCAAGACCCUCAGCAAUUUUCAAGUGGUCCGGAGAGUGGGGCGAAGUUUGAGAACCAGUGCCCUAAACUAGUGUUCUUUGCACCUUCUAAGCUAGCCUGGUGCUCUCAGGUACUGUGGAGAAUGUUGUCCCAUCACCAAUGUGGAAAUACGAUUUCAUCUAUCUUCACCCUUAGCAUGUAGUCAGAACUAGGGCUAGAGAGAAAUAAUCAGUUCCCCAAAACCCUUCAAAAUUUGCAAUUCUCCAAAUUGUGAGAUGCAGUUUUCCAACCAAAGAGGAUGCCCAAGCAUGCACAGAUUAGUGAAAAUAACUUAUAAAAAUUCACUACGUUGGUGAAAGAUGGCUUGCAAUUCUGGGGUGUAUUAAGCGGCAUUGUAGAAAAUCACAUACAUUAGUGCACACUGAUGAGUUUUCACAAUGACUUUUAAAAUUGUCAUCAUCACCAGGCAUCACAAACCGAUGGAAAGCAUUUCAACCACACUGGAAAAACGAGAAACCAAAAUGGACAGAUUUGCCCGUCUCUUGCCAGAACCGGCUGUGUUGUGUUGCGCAUGCCGACAGUCCUCUGGGGUGUAAUUUCCCACUUUUCUGAUGUGGGGGCUGGUUUCUGCAACUCUCCUUCUGUUGCUAAUUUGAGUGGCUGAGAUUUGGCAGCAGAGAGCAGGGUUGUUGUUCAGGGUUGUGCAUCCAAGAUUGCAGGCCCCUCGAGUGCUGUUCAUCCCCCCGCAGAGCUGUCAUUACGCUUGUUCAUAGGAAAGCCUUUGACCACCACUGGAGAGCCCUUGCCAGGAGGGGAGAGCUGCAGAAGGGCAACGGGUUGCAGCUGAACCGAGAUCAUAUCCCACCCCCACCCCCUCUUUCUUUGCCUGGCUUAAAAUAAAAUAAGUAAGGUGAAUGAAAGGCAGCAGGAAAAGCAUCUUGGGACAUGCAGAAUAUGGACCAUUCUGUGCAAGAGAUAUGGGGUGUUAGGCACUAGUUUCUUUUGGACUCUGUGCUGCUCCUACCCACAAGUAUUUUUGCAGCAAUUUCAUGACAUAAAGACAUAAUAAGAACCCUUCUGGAUCAGGCCAAUGGACCAUCUAGUCCAGCAUCCUGUCCUAUCAGUGGCCAACCAGAUGUCCCAAAGGUGAAACCUGCGAGCAGGAUCUGAGCACAAGAGCCCUCUCCCCUUCUGCAGUUUCCAGCAAGUGGUAUUCAGAAGCAUCGUUGCCUCUAACUGCAGAGGCAGAGCAAAACCAUCAUGGCUAAUAGCCAUCAAUAGCGGUCUCCUCCAUGAAUUGGUCCAACCGUCUUUUAAACCACCCAGGUUGGUGGUCAUCACUGCUUCCUGCAAGAGUGAGUCCCAUCGUUUAACUAUGUGCUGCAUGAAUAAGGACUUUCUUUUAUCUGCCUUGAAUCCCACAUUCAGCUUCAAUGGAGUUCUAGUAUUAUGGGAGACAGAGAAAGACUUUCUCCAGGCCAAGCACAUUUUUAUAAACUUGCCUCUUAUUUUCUCUAAACUACAAAGUUCAAGACAUUUCAGUGUUUCCCCAGAGGGGAACUAUUCCAUCUCCUUAAUAAUUGUGGUUGUUCUUGUCUGAACUAUCACUACCAUCCAACUGCCAGGCCAAACAUUUUUCUUUCUGGGUUGUUGUUGUUUUAAGAUUUAACCUGCACUUCACAUUACCAAUCUGAUAAGUACAAAAACAGCCCGUAAUAGCAGGGACUGGGACCACUUUAGCUGUCCUUUCAGGUGUUCCCAAAGCCACAGUCCUCACCUGCCCAGCUCUGCCCCUCUUGGAGUGUUGCUUUCUGAGGGAUGCGGGAGCAUGUAUAGCUACUAACCUACUAUACAAAGGUAACAUUUCUUGCUCUCCCCACUUUUGCUGCUGACCAUGCCCUCUACUGGUAUGUGGCCCCUGGAAGGCUGUCCAGAAGGGAAUGUGGCCCUCAGACUUAAAACGGUCCCUGUGGCAGGGACUGCCCCAAGGGCACUUAGUGGGGAUUUGAACCCUGGUCUCCCAGGUCCUGGGACGUGGGCGGCACUGUGGGUUAAACCACAGAGCCUAGGACUUGCCGAUCAGAAGGUUGGCGGUUCGAAUCCCCGUGACGGGGUGAGCUCCUGUUGCUCAGUCCCUGCUCCUGCCAACCCAGCAGUUCGAAAGCACGUCAAAGUGCAAGUAGAUAAAUAGGUAUCGCUCUGGCGGGAAGGUAAACGGUGUUUCUGUGCGCUGCUCUGGUUCGCCAGAAGUGGCUUAGUCAUGCUGGCCACAUGACCCAGAAGCUGUACGCCGGCUCCCUCGGCCAAUAAAGUGAGAUGAGCGUCACAACCCCAGAGUCGGUCACGACUGGACCUAAUGGUCAGGGGUCCCUUUACCUUUACCUUUUACCUCCCAGGUCCUAGUCUGAUGCUCUUUCCACUACACUACACUGGCUGCCGCCACCACCCCUUAUGUCCAUUUGCUGCUCACCUGAGCGCAAUCUGGCCAUUUCCCUCCCCGCAGCCCUCCAGACCAAAAGGCAUGAUCUAGCGUUAUUGUAGUUUAUCGCCGUAAUAAAUUGACAUUAUAGCACCAUAGCUCUCUUUUGUUCAAAACAGCCAGAAAAGUGUUUUUGCAAUAAUUAAAAAGAUUGAUUUCUUGAAAAGAAAUAAAUAGGGGGUCAUAAAAUGGCACUCACCCUUGGGGGCUGUAGCGAACACGUAUGGAGAAUCAAAGGGCUCCAUGCCUACGGGGGGUAUGGGAUGUGCAGAUCAGGAGGUGCAGAAAGAAAAUUUGCACCACUUCCCAUGAUAGUUUGGAGAGCUGGUUGCAAUUCCACUUGGGCCUUGAAAUGGAAGAGCAGGGGUUGGGAAGGGGCCAUUUCCCCAGAUCAGGCAGGCUGGCCCUUGAUAGCAGCAACUGGAGAUGCUACCUUACCUGGGAACAUUGGAAGAAGCAUGAUGCCAAAACAGGCUAAUGGCCAUUUAGCUCAGUCCAGCAGGGAGCUUUUCCUCUCCCCACCUGGAAAUGCCAGAGAUUAUUUUUUAAAAAAAAUUAUUUAUAUUUCUCAGAUAUAUACAUUUCACUGAUUUUUACAUUCAUUUUGACAUUUUAAAACUUGACUUCCUUCCCUCUCUUUCUGUGGUUCCUUCAAUUUAUUUUUACUAUCUUCUGCACAUCCAAAUUAACUUAACUUGCUCAUUUAUUUAUCUUCUUUUGGAAAUGCCAGAGAUGAAGGGUGAGUGGAUCUGCCCAUUUUAGUUUUCUCAUUUUUUUGUUCUUAACCUCAGUUCUCCAUAUUUCUGCAUCACAAUUUUUUUUAAAAAAAAAAAAUCAUAUAAUUGUAGAAUUGUAGAAGGGACCAUGAGGGUCAUUAGUCCAACCCCCUGCAAUGCAGAAAUCUUUUGCCCAACGUGGGGCUCGAACCCACGACCCUGAGAGUAAGGGUCUUGAGCUCACUUGGCAAUUUAGUGCCCAUUUCCCUUAAGAGAAGAACAUAAAAACUACCCUGAUGGAUCUGGGCAAAGGCCUACCUAGUCCAGCAUCCUGUUCUCACAGUGGCCAACCUGAUGCCUUCAUGGGAAACCUGCAAGCAGGAUUCAAGCCUGGCAGCACUCUGCCUUCCUGUGGUUUCCAGCAACUGGAUUUUAGAACCAUUACUGCCUCCGACUGUGGAGGCAGAGCCUCCUCCUUCUCCACCAUGAGUUUAUCCAAUCGUUUUUUAAAAGCCAUCCAAGUUGAUGCCCUCAUUGCCUCCUGCGGAAGUGAGGUCCAUAGUUGAACUAUGCACAGUUUCAGGGAGGCUUAUUCCUACUUAGAGAUGCCAGAUUCCUACUUAGAGAUUGAACCUGAGAUCUUCUGCAUGCAAAGCAACUGCUCUACUACUGAGCUUUGCUGUAUAUCCAGACAUAGAUACCAAACCUUCUGUGGAUAUUUAUUGGCAGCAGUCUGAAUUUUCAGACUCUUAAGCCUUUUCGUUUGCUUGCUUUUUGACUUGAUGGUUCCUGGCUGGGAUGAAUGCAGGACUGGCCCACCCAUGAGGCAAGGUUGAGGGGUCAGGAUCCCAAGCCUGUGGGUGUGUUGCUGCUGCUGCUGUCACCUCCUAAGCAAGACGCAACCCAUUGCCUGGCUUUUCCUGCAUUGAGUCUCCAGCAUCCCAUCCUCCCUCUCCACAAAUGCACACACCUCUCAAAGGGCGGCUUGUGCUGAGAUUUCAGUCCUGCUUUGAAGAUGGCUGUAACUCAGUUGCAGAGCUUUUGAGCUACGCUGCUUCAAGCCAUGCAUGGGAUGAUCUGGUUCAGUUGAACACAGAGGCUAUCAGCCACAAUGGGACGCGGGUGGUGCUGUGGGUUAAACCACAGAGCUUAGGACUUGCCGAUCAGAAGGUCGACGGUUCGAAUCCCUGCGACGGGGUGAGCUCCCGUUGCUCGGUCCCUGCUCCUGCCAACCUAGCAGUUCGAAAGCACGCCAAAGUGCAAGUAGAUUAAUAGGUAUCGCUCCGGUGGGAAGGUAAACGGCGUUUCCGUGCACUGCUCUGGUUUGCCAGAAGCGGCUUAGUCAUGCUGGCCACAUGACCCGGAAGCUGUACGCCGGCUCCCUCGGCCAAUAAAGUGAGAUGAGCGCCGCAACCCCAGAGUCGGUCACGACUGGACCUAAUGGUCAGGGGUCCCUUUACCUUUUAUCAGCCACAAUGGCUAUGGGUCUGUCUCCACAGCCAAAGGAAAUAAUGCUUCUCAAUACCAAGUUGCUGGAAAAUGCAGCAGUGGAGAGCUCUUGUGCCUGAGUCCUGCUUGAAGGCUUCCCGUGGAGGCAUCUGGUUGGCUGCUUGUAUGCAGGACUAGAUGGGCCACCAGCCUGAUGUCCUUAACAAACUUCAUUGAAUUUGUUCAGAAAAUCUCGGGACCAUACCUGAAUGUAGAUCUCAUAACUGCUGGGGGAACUGAAUGUGAAUUAAGCCCAUCUUGUGGCAGUGAGUUCCCUAGUCUAACUAUGUGCUGUGUGAAGAAGUCCCUCCUUUGGUUUCUUCCCAAAAGUUCCAGCUUGCAGCUUCAUGGAAUGGCCCCAUUAGGUUGCGGCAUUAUUAGAGAGCAUUAUGUGCAUGAAGUGAUGUGGCCUUCCCCAGAGAGAGUGCCACAUAUUAAAGUCUCUGUGUGGUCUCCCUGCUUCCAGCGAUGGCAGCCUGGUGUUUGGUGAUUGCUGGGCAUGGAGUGCUUGCACCACAAAAAAUGUUUGCUUGGCCUUCCUCCCCUCCUCCUCCCCCCCCCCCCUUUUCCUUUUGGAGAAAGUCUGUUCUAAUUCAAGAUCUUUAUUCUGGUGACCACCAUUUUGCCAUUGAAGGUACCAAAGGCAGGCUAUUCCCUGCUCCUUUUUCUCUUGGCUCAGCUGCCUGUCUGGAGAGCUGUUUCUCCUGGCCCUGUUCUCCUGAGCCCAUCCCAGAACUGGUAACCCAAAGCUGGGCCCAAACCACAAACAUCAUCCCAAAAUCACCAACUGUAAUUUACUCCCGGAGCGUGUGUGAUUUUCUUUCCUGCCAGACUUGCAAGGCAGAGCAGAGCUGACACAUGGAAGCAUUUUGCUGCUGAUAAAUUUAGGACGAGGAACAACACUCUCCGGAGCAGUUCAGAGGGGCUAAGGCAGGGAAAGCGACCCGUUUAUCUCACCAGGGAGCAGGAGACAUUGAUUUGAAAAAGAGCUGCACUUCCUGGGAUUGACCAGGUUACCUUUUCAGUUUAUAUUUGGCAACAGAUGAAGCAGUUAAUGUUUGCGAGGGGAGUGUGGGAUCGGGGAACUCUUGCAAUCGGGUUGCUUUUGAAUCACAAUGAGCUUAACCUUUUGCAAUUUGCUCACUAGGGAUCACUCUGUCCCUAAUUGCAGUGUGAAGUUUCCCCUUCCCCCCUUGCCAAAUAUAUAUAUAUAAAUAAAAUUCGUUUUUUUUAGCAUAUCAUUUUCAACAGUUAUUAAACAUACUUUUACAUAUUAUUCAAAUUUUUGACUUCCAUCAAUGCUAUCUGAAAAUUUUCUAAUCUAAUCUCUCAGUAUGCAUUUCUUAUCUUCCCUAUUACAUUUCAAACUCAUAACCAAUAUCUCCAUCUUUUUCUACUUUGUAACACUUCGUAUAUUUCCCCUUCUUGUAGUCCUGCUAGUGUAAUUUGUUGAUUACAGUUGCUCUUCAAAUAAUUCAUAUACUUCUUCCAAUCUUCUGUAAAUCUCUGGUCCCGCAGGUUUCAAAUCCUUCCUGUCAUUUUGUCCAAUUCUGCAUAGUCCAUUAAUUUCGUCUGCCAUUCUUCUUUCGUCGGAAUUUCUUCUUGUUUCCAUCCGCCCUUGCCAAAUUGAUUCCCCCACUCUCCCAUCAUCUAUGCUGGUUUUCAGCAUUCACCAUCAGUUAGAAUAUUAGGAACAUUCCAUGCCUUCCCUGGGAGGAAAACAGGUCUGGCACAGAAAGUGAUGGUCUUUUUUCAGGACGACAUAGAUAAAGGAUAGCAUCCCCCACCCCCAGGUUCAAACCUGCAGGCUGCCUUUGCACAAGCCAGGUGCCAGUGUUCAAGAGUUAAGAUUCCUGCAUUGCAAGGGGUUGGACUAGAUGAUCCCUUCCAACUUUACACUUCUAUGAUUCUGGGUUUCUGCCAUGGUGGUCUCAGCAAAGAUGUGGCAGUUCCCAACUUCCUACUGAAUAAAAAUGAGGUUUAGGUUGUGAUUUCUACAAGGGAUGGAAACUAGGGCUUGGGGAGAGAUUUGCAUUUAAAUGUGAACCUGAUUUUCGCUGAACUUGUGCCAACAAAAACAACCAGGCAAAGUCAUGUCAAAGUGACAUUUUGGUCCACCAUCUUGAUUCAAAAUGGCGGCUGGCAGCCAAACACCGAUGGCUGCCAAACCCAAUUCAGGAACCCUCAUGCCAAGUUUGGCAACAAUAUCUCGAGAGGGAGCCAAACCUAUGGAGACCAGAUGAAGAGACAGACAAACUACUUUCCAAAACAUAUAGUAGCUAUAAUAUAAUGUAAUAUCAUUAAUAUAAUGCACACACAAACACAAAUAUCCCUCUUCCUUCUAAAAAGACUGCUAAAAUUGGCAUCUCUAAAUGGAAACGAAAGCAAAGUAGGUGUUCUAGACUUGUCCAUUUGGCCAGAAAAUGCUGAGACUCAUCAAGUGUUAUUUGGUCUGGGCGUCACAGUGGAGCGGAUGUGGAAAGUCAGCAGCAACUUUAUUUUCUGGCAGUAUUCUGGACUCUUGAGUUCCUGCACCUUGGCCAGGCUGUGACUUCUGAGGAUGUAGCCUCUGCCCAAAAUUCGCGAUACAACAUAGGAUAACUCAGGGCCAAGUUCUGUAAAGUUUUGAACUCCUCCCCCCUCAUAUAUAUAAAUAUAAUUGUAUCCAGUUCUGAGUCUGGGAUGUGAACUAAUGUGUUUUCCAGAUUGCUGCAGGGAACAGGGAGAAAUGGUUAAACUUUUAGUAGGCUCAGGGAUUAAAAAAUAUAUAUCCUCUGCCUUCUCCUUGAGUGAUUCUUUUGCUUGGCUGCAAAGCUUUGUUGAAGUGCAAUGCUUCUGGCUCUCCUAGAGGAAAGGGUGUGUGAUGUAGAAAUCUCUUGUCCUUUCGUGGGGUUGGAGUGGAGCCCACUUGUGGCUUCUCCCAAAGAAUCCUGGGAAUUGUAGUUUGCUAUGGCUACUGUAGAGACGCAGUUCCCAGAGUUCCCUGAGAAGAGGGGUUGCUGGUUAAGCUACUCUGUCUAGGUUUUGCAGCAGGCUGACCUAAUUCAACAGUUUCAAACUCAUUUGUGGAUUGGAACACAGUUCCCAAUUGAAUUAUGCACUUUUCUAGAUUUUGCUAUGAGUUUCGGUCUAUACAAAACUACAUACAGUGGCACCUUGGUUCUCAAACAUAAUCCGUUCCGGGAGUCUGUUUGACUCGCAAAGUCCUUCAAAAACCAAGGCACAGCUUCUGAUUGGCUGCAGGAUCUUCCUGCACUCAAGCGGAUGCCGCGUCAGACAUUCAGCUUCCGAAAAAUGUACGCAAACUAGAACACUUACUUCUGGGUUUGCAGCAUUCGGGAGCGAAUUUGCUUGGCAGCUAAGCCGUUCAGGAGCCAAGGUUUGACUGUGCUGCAUAUAUGCCUGCAAAAUGCAUACUUUAACACACACACACACACACACAUGCACAGAACAUACACAAUUUGGGGAAAACACAUUCAAAAACGUGCAGAGAAUUUGAAUGAGGACUUUUUGUGUGUUCAGACGAAUUCUCAAAAACAGGACAGAGCUGUGUUUCCUGUCAUUGAAACUGAAACGGGACAGAAUUCGGCAAGUUUCCUCUCUGGUUCAGACCUUUCACCCAGUGGCUCUGGUGCUGGCAACUGGUUUUGAAUUAUCGGCACCGGCUGAAGGGUCCCUCCCAGGUGGGUUGUGGCCUUUUCACAGCUGAUCUGCCCCCUCUUUAAAAUUCCUUAAACAGCUGCUCAGCACAAAAGCGUUAAUUCCCCACCGCGGUUGCAAGGGAACAGAUGUUGCUUCCGCCAUCCCCGGGAGUACUGGUCGCAGUCAAAAGCUUCCGCGGUGGAAGGCCCUUGGGUUUUGAAUCCUAAUGUACAUUGUUUGCAUGACUGCUCCGGAAACCGAAAUAAGCACCUGCACAGGGAGGAAAGGAUAGGGAUCCUCUCCUAACCCCCCAUCCCCAAUUCCAUAAAGAAAAGUGAGCAUUAGAGGCAACUUGUAUUCCACUUCCCUGUCUUUUUCCAAAGCAGAGUGUUAAAACAGCUAAAAUAUGCAUACGGGGGAAGGAAUAUUAUAAUGAUAAUCCUGUGCCUCAUUUAAGGAACUCGGGGAGCAUAGUGCAGGAUUUAACCAUUACAACCUCAUUACAACCCUGCAAGGUAGCUUAGACAGAGCAGAUAUAAUACACAUAUUUGUAUGCAAUUUAUACACAUUUUUGCAAAGCAUAUUUGCUCUAAUAUACUUCACUCGAUUUUGCUGUACAGUUCUCCAGCCAAGUACAAAAAUGCAUACGAUUGGGUAAAGUGUGCACAUAAAUCCAUAUAUUACUGCAAAAUAACAUACAUUAUACUAGAGAAAAUUGUUUUGCAGAAAUAUGUGUGUGUUGCUUAAAUCUGCUUACAAAAAUGUGUCUAUUAAGAGAAAUUUGCACUUAGACCCUGGUGAAUUUUCACAAUAGCUUUUUGGAAACGGAAAUGUGGGGUGCUGCAAAAAUGAGAAAUGGGGAGAAAGCGUAAUGAACAGAUUCUCCCAUCCCUGAGUGCAGCCAGUGGGGCAACUGAGUGCUUUGCCUUCAGACUUCACAGCCAAGCAUUAGCUUGGAUGCUGAUCUGGGUUUCUUCUUGUGGGGGCUGAUGAAAGGCACAUUGUGGCUUCUCUCAUCUGCCUCGAAUUAGGGGCUUGCAUUGUGGUGUGGGGCUGGGGCCCCCUUUUCUCUUUUCCAAAGUGGGCUUUCUGGCCACUUGGUGGAGAGGAGAUUAGUCUGGAACAGAAGUGCUAAGUGGCUUAAAAGGCAUCUGCAGCAAGCCUUCACUUAAGCUGUCAUCAGUUUCUUAAUACGCUCCACUUCUAAGGCCCCAAAAUUUGCACCGACUCACACUUUUCCUACUUCAAGGUUUCAUCUAGAGGAGUCUGAUGGACUGGAAGGUCUGGCGUCUUUUUGCUUUCCAAAAUGCCUGCAGUCCUGAGUGCCUCCGCUCAUGUAAAGAAUGCCAUUUUUUUCCUCCUUUUUUAGUAGAGCGUAAAAGCACACGCCCUGUCCCAAUAGCUCAGAAAAGAAACCUUCAGUACAAGAUAAAAAUAAAAGGAAGCACUUAUUUACACUGCCUGUAGUUAAAACUAUGGAUUCCACAACCGCAAGAGGUAGUGAUCAGCACCAGUUUGAAUGGCUUUAAAAGAGGAUUAGAUAAAUUCAUGGAGAUGGAGGAGGCUAGCGAUGGCUGAUAGGCAGGAUGGCUGUUCUCUGCCUCCGUGGUCAGAGGCAAUAAUGCUUCAGAUGCCUUUAGACUGUAACUCCUGUCAGCCCCCACCAGCAUGGCUCUGGGCACUGAGGCUGAUGGGAGUUGUAGUUCAAAACCUGGCUGUGCUGGCUGCAGAGCCGACCUCCUGAUGAGGCAGGGUGAAGCACCCACCUCAGGUGGCAGGAGCACAAGAGCAGGUGUCCCAUCCACACCCACCACUGCUGUUGCCUUGUGGAAUGCUCUUGCUGUGUUUGGUGAAAGGGGACAGCGUUCUGGCACGUGGCGAGAAAAGGGGGAGAGCAGGGGCACAUUCCCAUUUCGCCUCAGGUGGUGAAAUGGGAUGGGCUGCCGCUGGCUGGCUGAGGCUGACGGGAGUUGUAGUCCAAAUCAUCCGGGAGACACCAGUUUGCAGGCUGUGUGUGAAGGUCUUAUGUGUCUGUGAGUGAUUUGGUAGCACCCAAGACAGUAGCACAACUUGAAGCUAAGAGGGCCUAGAUGAGAUCUCCAGGACAUACACACACACCCAUUUAAAUUGCUUAGAGCUUUCUGAAGAAUGUAUAAAAUGGAUAAUGAAAUGCAUAAAUCCUAAAUAAUGAAUCAGGUGCUGGGAGGAGAGGAGUCGCGACAGUUCAAGGGAGUUUUCGGAUGCCUCAUAGCAGCAGAAGUCAUCCGCGUUGAUGACUAAAUUUGCAUGCUACAAAUUAUCCAGUCAGCUCAAUUAAUUAUCCCAGUUGGACCUGAGCCACUCUCCUUCAUUGGAUGCCUGUCAUGAAGGCGAGAAGCUCAGUGGGAAGCUUAAAAGCAGGAGGAAGACUUGGGAUAGCUUUUCAGAGACCUCGCUUUGCCCUGAUCUUUUGCCACUGAGCCAUUAAGCAAUCCUUGUAAAUAGCUAUUAUACCAGCAGUUUGGCGGUGGGGGGUGGGGACACACACACACACACAUACAAGAAAUAAAGCUGAAAGCAGUUUGAAUUCUUAUCUGUUCUGAAAUGUCCUGGAGGGACAAUCAGCAGCAGUUUACCCAGGUGUGGUCUGACAUCCAAAGUAAUAUUUAGGUUUCAAACAAGUUUGGCUGAAUUUAAUAAGGUUAGAAGAGCCCCGCUGGAUCAGGCCUGUGGCUCAUUUUAGCCCAGCAUCCUGUUCUCACUAUGGCUAACCGGAUGUCUGUAGAAAACCUACAAGCAGGAUUCGAAUGUAAGAGCUACUCUCCCCUCCUGUGGUUUCCAGCAACCAGUAAUCAGAAACAUUGCUGUCUGACCAGAGAGGCAAAUCCUCCCAGUUCACACUUCCAGAACAAGACACAAAGUGAAAAAUUUUUGAAAUCCACAUGUGUCCAAAUUUUGUGUUGUAGUUCUCCAGUCAAAUAAUUCAAAGGGGAGGUGUUUCCAUUUGGAGAAGGUGUGCAUAAGCAUGCAUAUAUUGGUGAAAAUAACAUACAAAAAUACAUUCUCUUAGGGGACGUUGCUUGCAAAAAAAAAAAAAGAGGUCGCAAACUAAUGCAGAUUUGUGCCAUGUUUCAGACUGCAGAUUGGUUUGGAAAGUUCCCACUGACGGUCAAUUCACAGUGAAAUACUAGAGCUCAACUUAGGUCCAGGGUACCUCAGGGAUCACCUGAACUCUUUUAUCCCAGCUCGAUCACUGAGAUCAUCCGCAGGAGCAUCAUUAGUCGUUCUCUGCGUUGGCAAGGCUCGUUUGACAACAACAUGAAAUGAAGCCUUGAGUGUCAUCAGCUCUGUCUUGAGUAAUACUCUGCCAACACAGAUUCAGCAGGUGCCUCCUUCUGUUUCAGUUUCUAAAAGCAUGCUGAAAACUUUCCCAUCAGGCUUAUGCAGGCCAUUAAGAAUACAUCUUUCUGCAAUAGUUGGCUGAUUUCUGAUUUCAGCUUUUAAAAUAUAGAAUCAUAGAACACAGAAUCACGGAACUCUAGAGUUGGAAGGGACCACGAGGGACAUCUAGUCCAACCCCCUGCAAUGCAGGAAUCUUUUGCCCAAUGUGGGGCUUUCAUUAUAUGGUUUUAUGCACAAUUAUUGGAAACUGCUUUGCUGUUUUCUUUAUGAAUUAGUGGCAUAGAAAUAUUUUUAUAAAUAAAGAAAAAUUUAAAAAUGCAAGCUGGGCAAAUUUCUCCCCUCUCACUGUUGGGCGACUUUAAGAAAAAACAAUUCAGGCUACGAACUUUUCUUUGUAAGACUGCGCUAGAGGGAAUGGCUGCCUGGGAGAAGCAUCCACUUGCUUGCUUGCUUGCUUGCUUGCUUGCUUGCUUGCUUGCAAUUUCCCUUUGAGAGAGAGCAAGGGAGCCAGGCCCACCAUGCACCCUUUUAAUUGCGUGCAAUGGAGGUUGACAGUGGGGGUGUCUGAAAAGUCUUUAAAGGGGAGAGCCGGGCCUUUAAUUCCCGAAUAUAUCAUCUCCACACGGCUGCGCCUUCAUCUGCAAGCUGUUUGGCGCUGCUCGACAUCGUCAUUGAUGGCAAGGGUCACUGGGCGAUCACAGCCUUCGCUUGACCCGGGUCACAGGCAUGACACCUGUCACUGAGCUGCCCCCCUUUCUUCCCUCUUUUGCAACCCCCCCCCCAACCCUCUGCCGCCCAGUGGCAAUACAGACCUGUGAAUCAAAGGGACUCCAGGGAGUGAAUAUCAAUAAAAGGAUUUCUAAUUGCUGCUUUUCCAGACACAGUUCAUGCUGGGGGCUGGGGAGGGUUUUGGUCCAUCUCAUUCUUCCUGCUUUCUCCCACUGCCUCCGCCUCCUCUCUCUUGCUCAGCUCUCCGUAAACAUGCUCAUUCUUUUCAGGAUUUGGGGCUUGGAAAUCAGCCCUUGGAAGAAGUUCUUGUUUUGAAAAAGGGAAAAGACAGGAGCAUUGGGAGAGGAGCAUAUCACCCUCUUCGGUUAAAAAGAAUCUGUUGAUUGUUAGCAAAAAUAGAGGAUGAUUUCUGCAGAAAUAAACCGCAGCACAUCGCAGUCCCCACUCCACCCUGCCACACACAGCAUGGAAAUGAGAAUGUUAGGAUUUGUGCUCACAAAUGGAAAACCAAAUCAGGACUGAAACAAUAAAGUCUUCUGCAGAGUCAAAACAAUCUAAGUUGCAUCAUAGGGUGGCAGUCUUCCUUAACUGGGCAGCUCCAGAUGUCUAUGGAUUCUAACAACCCAACCGGCAUGCCCAAUGGUCAAGGAUGAUGGGAGCCACAGUCCAACAAUAUUUGGAGAGACACAGGAUCCACACCCCUGCCCUAAGCCAGGAAUAGCCAAUGUGGUACCCUCCAGGGGUGGUUGGACUCCAGCUCCCAUCAGCUCCAACCAGCAUGGCCAGUGGUCAGGGGUGAUAAGAGUUGUAGUCCAAUGGCAGCUAGACUACCACUGAUCUACAGAGAUGGAGAGACUUCACAGGAGUUUUUCUCCAAACCUCUGGUGGUUGGGUGAAACUGGGGUAGCAAAGCACAUGAGAAAUCUCUUAUUAACCUUUGGGUAGGGUGAUCAUUUAGGUAUUGUCAAAUCAGAGGAAGUGGAUCGCCAAAAAGGAGGGCAAAACAGAGCACAGGUUUGCAUAAGAUUUGUGCAUGCAAAUCUGUAUGUGCAAAUUUAUUUAUUAUUGUUGUUUGGAUGUCUUCACCAAUGAAGUCCCAAGGCAGGUUUAAUGGAAAAAUAAAUUUUCACAUUCUUCUUUUGUGAGGAUGACUGAAAGCAUGAUUUUAAAAUUAUUAAAAGCCAUUUAUAUACCACUUAAUCUUUCAAAAAUCUAUGUGUAUACCGCUCAACCAUCCUAAUUUAAGCAAACACCCCAGAAUUACAGAAGCCAUUCCUUGCUUCUGAUUGGAUCCUGGAAUGUCCCACUUUUUGGUCCGGCACUUUGGCACGAGUCAGCUUGUGCCAGAGCACCAGACCAAAAGACGUUCGUAUUUUUGUCUCGCUCUAAUGCAAAACAGCUGGCUCCCAAAAGAGCUCAGGACCAAAAAAACCCCUACCGUCCCAAUCUGGAGCACCCAGAUGUUGGAGGGUAUCAUGCAAUGUACAGUCUAAAACAAUGUAUUAUUAAAACAUAGAAACGCAACCUUAAACCAGCAAAAAAGCAAUAUAAAAGCACCUGCUUCGUUUGGGUGGAAAACAGAGAGAAGCAGAGUGCCUAUUUUGUAAAAUUUAUAUUCACUGCUCUGCCCAGGUUUGCUUCAGGCCCUGCCCACCACUAGGAUGAAGUCCCCUGGAAGGCUGCUUGGAAGGGAAUGCAGCCACCAGGCUGAAAAUGGUUCGCCAUCCUAGGUUUGUAUGGACUUGUGGUGGCUCUGCAGAGCUUCAAGCAGGGAGUCUUUCCCAGCCCUACUUGGAGAUGGCAGGGGUUGAACCCUAGACCCUCAUUCAUGGCAGUAGCAGCCUGCACUGUACCUGGGCCAAUGGUUUCUCCUUCCCCUGGUCUCAAUCGGGCUGUGCAUUGCCCUGGUGCUGCUUGUCGGAGAAGCUCACAAUUGAUUCUCCAACGUGUUUGCUAAAACAGCCUCUGCCCAUAAUGAUCUCGUGGAAUCAAAGUCUGGCUUUGGGGGCCUAGAAAGCAAAACAUUCUAAUUCCUCCCCCAGGAGCCGAGCAUUGCUCUUUAUCGACUCCUCGCCAGCGUCUCCGGGGGCAGAAGCCAAGACUCACUCCACCCUCUGGGAACUUUCUCGUUUGCACAAGCAGAGAUUAAAAGAGAGCGUGCGGGGAUUCCAGCGCCUAGGUCUGUGGCACUUGGGAAGCAACAGCAAAAGCAAAUCAAUAGGUUCGAUCGGAGGUUUUUAAAUUUUGCAUGUACGUGUGCGCAAAGCGUUUGGUUCAGUGUGGAGGGUUUUGUAUCGGUCAGUUUGUGAGACUAUGCCCUCGGCUCAGCUAAGAAAAAUUUCCAGAAGAGCUGGACCAAAUUUGAAAAGCUGGAGUGUCCUGGUCUUCUGGUGUUUUGGAACCAUUUCCAACACUGAUGGCUUGGAUUGGAUUGGACCAAUUCAUGGUGGAGAAGACUAUCAAUAGCUACUAGCCAGGAUCACUAUGCUCUGCCUCUACAGUUGGAGGCAGCAAUGCUUCUGAAUACCAGUUGCUGGAAAUCAUAAGAUGAUGAUGAUGAUGAUGAUGAUGAUGAUGAUAAAAAAAAUUUAUACCCCGCCCAUCUGGCUGGGCUUCCCCAGCCACUCUGGGCGGCUUCCAAUAAAAUAUUAAAAUACAGUAAUGCAUCAAACAUUAAAAGCUUCCCUGAACAGGGCUGCCUUCAGAUGUCUUCUAAAAGUCUGGUAGUUGUUGUUCUCUUUGACAUCUGAUGGGAGGGUGUUCCACAGGGCAGGUGCCACUACCGAGAAGGCCCUCUGCCUGGUUCCCUAUAACUUGGCUUCUCAUAGUGAGGGAACCACCAGAAGGCCCUUGGCGCUGGACCUCAGUGUCCGGGUAGAAUGAUGGGGGUGGAGAUGCUCCUUCAGGUAUACUGGGCCGAGGCCAUUUAGGGCUUUAAAGGUCAGCACCAACACUUUGAAUUGUGCUCAGAAACGUACUGGGAGCCAAUGUAGGUCUUUCAAAACCGGUGUUAUGUGGUCUCGGCGGCUGCUCCCAGUCACCAGUCUAGCUGCAGCAUUCUGGAUUAGUUGUAAUUUCUGGGUCCUGCUUGUGGGUUUCCCAUUGGGGCAUCUGGUUAGCCACUGCUAGAACAGGAUGCUGGAUGAGAUGGGCCAUUAGCCUGACCCUGCGGACUCCCCUUAGGUUCUUACUUUCCUAGAGAAUAAUAAAAACCAGAAUCUCAGGGGGAUUGCCUGGGGGAUUGCGCCCAAAUUUGUCACCACCAACAAAGCAUCUCCCAAUGGCUCAAGUUCUCCAAGAGCGGUCCAUCUCUCUCUCGCCAGUGUUUGCCGUGACACCGAUUAACUUUUCCGUCUCACAUGGGGCUGUUGCUACUUGACAUUCAGGAGCUCAAGCCUCUUGUUAUCUGAAGUUAAUAACCAGGUCACUGAAUCAAACUAUUUAAUUUAAGAGCAACUCCAGCUGGAAAUAAUGUUGGCUCUGAGUCAGGAUUCGGAGAGUUCUGUCACUCCAAAUCCCUCCAGAUCUUUAAAGUAAAUAGCUGGGAGAGAAAGAGAAUCUCCCCCUCUCUCCCCCCCCCCCCCAGCCUGCUUGAGUGUUCACAGUUGUGAUUAGACACUUCCAGGUUGUGACCUCCAGUAGUGAUCGUUGACUUGUGUGUACUUUACAGCUCAGAUUGUUUAAACUUCAUUCACUUUGAUUAGCACUGAAGCAAAGAGUGAUUGAAGCAAUGUCUGCUGCUUGGGCGAUGCCCACAAAUGCAACCCCCCUUUAUGCACACACGCACACAGCAUGUUGCUUUCAGAGGGGGCAUCAAGGGGCUCACACGGCACCGAUUAGGAUAAAUUUUGAAAAGGUCACUAGCGUUUUCAGUCCAAAACUCUCCAAAGAGAUGCUGAAUUGUUUGAUAGAGAUGGUGGUCCAAUGAGUCUGGUUCCUUGUCGCUUUUGUGUGUGUGACUCUUGUUCCGUUGACCAGCGGAUGGGGCCAGAGUUUCUUUUGCCCUUGCUUCUGCAGUCCCAAGCAAAACAAGAAGAUGGAGUCGAGGGCUCUUUCUGGGUGGGGAUGGCAACUCCCUGCAGCUGCUCCGUUUGUGGCCAAUGAAUGAGCUAGGCUAGUUUCCCCCUUGCCAUUAUAUUGCCAAUAUAUAUAUUGCUGGGAGUCAGGGAGUGGAGUCUCUCAGUGGCCACUUGAUAUCAUCCCAUUUCUGCAUUAAUCUGCAGAUUUGUUUUUUUAAAAAACCACACAAAAAUUGUGCAUGGGUUAGAUAUGCGUUUUCUCUCAAAAUAUGCUUUUCUAAGCAUAUUUUUUACUACGGCGAUUGAAUUCAUCAAGCAUCCAUUCUUCUUAAUAUUUUUGGUGAUCCUGCAAACUCAGCUUGUGGUUCUACAUCCAGACAUUCUCACUCGCUCUUUUCUUCUCUCCUCUCUUGUGUUUGGUUAGUGGUUUUCGGAAACUUUACUUCUCAAAUUAGGAUCUGUUUUAAAUUUACCAAGGGAAUCGAAAUGGACCUUGUAAUUUAGGUCAAAGAGGAGGAAUCAAAAUCCAAACUUCAAAAUGUGGAAAAGAAAUCCAGUGUUUAUUGGCCAGGAAUCUGGAUACAGCUUAUUGUGGAGAUUUUCAUUUGUAGAGAAAUGCUGAUUGGGUCUGCAGUCACUGGACCUUGAUUCUGCUUUUGUAUAGAGCAUCUCCUCCUCUUUCUUGCAUGAGAGAAAGUGCUGGUGCUUUGAAAUGUUCUCCCUCUGGCUCACAGCGUGGACAAGGGAUGUAAGAGGGCACCAUAUCCCAUUUUUCACUGUAUUUGCUGCAUGAAGCCCUGUUUCUUUUCUGCUGCAGUCAUCUGCCAAUAAAUACAUUAUCUGUCUUGCUGUCCACUUGCAAAAUUACACAACUUAUUUAAUUAUCUUAUUAAUCACAUUAUUCCAUGCAAUUAUUUUUCAAUGCAAAGCGAAAUGCAAUGCAAGUUGGGGUGGAAGCAUAUUCAGUUGAAUAUCAUUUCCAGACUGAGAGCAAUGAUGGCGACACUUGUCAAUCAUAUUAACUGGAUUUAUUUCUGUUCUGCGUAUGGAGUGAGUAAGUGGGCACUGGCAAUUUCUGCUCCCGGUUCUGUCUUCGUAGAGAUUCUGACACCUCUAAUGUGGACCCCACUGUAUUUCCUUACUUCUUCAAGUGGCAGAAAGUUUCAGAGGCAAAUACUACAGGGUACAUUUCACUGGAAGGAAGGAGCAGUAUGAUGGCUCUGCUCCACUCCCACAGUUGGAGGCAGAAAUGAAUACCAGUUGCUGGAAAUCACAGGAGGGGAGAGGGCUCUUGUGCUCAGGUCCUGCUUGUUGGCUUCCAUUUGGAGCAUCCGGUUGAUCACUGUGAGAACAGGAUGCUGGACUAGGGCCGGAUCUAGACACAUAAAAAAAAAUGUUUCAGGAAAACACGUUGUAAACCUCAUAAUGGGAAAUUACGUUGGCAAAGACGAACUCCACAGCACCACCUGGUGUCACAGUGUUAUAACGCAUUUAAAAUGCUUUUUCUUUAGUAAUGUAGCUGAGUCCUAAAUGGGGCAUUGAUCCGAUCCAGCAGGGAUCUACCAGAGAUAAAAAGAUGCCAUGUUUAUUUUUGUUACUUCUGCUAAUUCACAAAUGUAUGGUGCAAAAGCUGCAAAAAACUGACAUUGGCCUCCUUUACUGGCUACAUUCGAGCUCCCAAACCAUCUCUCUCCAGACUCCCAGAGGAUUGGGAGUGCCACAGUUUACCGUAGCUAGUAGCCACCAGCCAUUAAUGUUCAUUUAAGCGAGCAUCUUCUGUCCAUUAAAACAUCAUCUUUAGCUAUUAGCUAAACCAAAGGCUGGGAGGGCUGGGGAGGUUUAUCACUUCACAUCAUGCUACAUAAGAGCUUUUCUAUUAUGCUAUUUAAUUACAGUCAAGUUUAACUUUUCUGGAAGUUCCCAAUCCUGAUCAUAAGUCUAAGAAAUAAAAUAAAGCCCUUUGCUAGCCUGGUGAGGGUCUCCCAAGUCUUGCCAACCUUUUUUUGGCCUUCGAUUUGUGGUGAGUUUCUGGGGAUACUUUCUUGUCUAAAACUCCGGAGAGCUGCUGCCAAUCAGUGUGGACAAUACUGAAGGCUGGGCUUCUGAAGGGAAGGUCCAUAACUCAGUGUUGGAAUGUCAGCCUUGCAUUCAGUGAGCUACAUUCCAGACAUGUAAAAUAAGAGAUUUCUGCGCAGACACAUGUCCAUCCUCUCCUCUGCGGAAAGGCCUUGGCUCAGUGGUAGAACAUCUGCCUUGCAUGCAGAAUGUCCCAGGUUCAAUCCGCAAUGGCAUCUCAAGGUAGGGUUGGAAAGGACUCCUGCCUGAAGCGCUGGAGAGUGGCUGCCAGUCAGUGUGGACAAUACUGAGCUACCGUAUUUUUCGCUCUAUAAGACGCACCAGACCAUAAGACGCACCAGUUUUUAGAGGAGGAAAACAAGAAAAAAAAUAUUCUGAAUCCCAGAAGCCAGAACAGCAAGAGGGAUCUGGCUUCUGGGAUAGCCUCUUGCUGUCCUGGUUUAUGUGAUAGCCACACGCAGCCUCUCCUGGGCAGCGGGAUGAAGGCUCCCCCUGCCCGGAAGAGGCUACGGGUGGCUAAGGCAGAAGCCAGGCAGUGGUUCCGGAAGGCUUCCGGGCAGUGGGAGGAAGGCUCCCCCAAGAGCCGUGCUCCCUUUAAAGAGCUGCAUGGAGCAUAUGUGUGGCUCUUGGGGGCUUUUCCCUGAGGUGGGAGAAGGGCAGCCCUUCUCCCUUCUCGGGGAAAAGCCCCCAAGAACCGCACACACGCUCCACGUGGCUCUUUAAAGGGAGCGCUGAGCAGAGCCUCCUGCCUGCAUUCGCUCCAUAAGACGCACACACAUUUCCCCUUACUUUUUAGGAGGGGGAAAGUGUGUCUUACAGAGCGAAAAAUACGGUAUAUGCGCCAAUCAUCCAUCUUUGUAUAAGGCGGAAUCCCACAAUCACACCCAAGAGCUGAAUGGUGAGAAAAAGGCUCGGUGGACACGCUCAAAAGGACUUCCGCAUUUGCCAGGGCUUCCAGAUGCUUCCGUCUCAGCAUUCAAAGGACGUUCUGGGGCUGAGCCCCCACUGACAUUCAGCUCUCAAACUCACUGUUGUUUUGCUCGCCUGCCGGUCUCGGAGCAGGAAGGGGAGGGCAUGGAGGGGCGCAGUCCUCACUUGCCUCCGGGGUGUUUCUCUCCCACCCCCACCCCACCCCGAUCUCUCUCCCUUGUAUCAAACUCUAAUUAGGUAUAAAGGGCAAAGGAUGGGGUUGGCAGAGGAGAGGGCGAGGGGUGCUAAUAAAUUAUUCUCCUUCUUGUUAAUUGUCAUGUCUCAAAACUGGGAGGUUGUGCAGCCAAGAGAAGGAAGAGGCGUUCGUGCCAAGGACGGAUGGGCCGUAUCAUAAGCUCACGUUGGCCUCCAUUAGCAUGUAUGGGGUCCGGCCUCUCAAAGCCAAUUAGCUCAUGGACCAAGCUUGAUUGGAAACCCACCGGCUUCAUUGGCACGUUGGAACCGUUGAAAGAAUAACAAACUCAGAGCAGGGGGGGAGUCUCAGUAAAGACGCCGGUGGGGGACUCGUUUCCGUGGCUGCUUUUGUGAGAAGAGGGGUGGGGAAAUGGCUCAAGUCUUAUGGAGGCGGGGGGGGAGGGAGAGAGACAGGGGGCAAGUAAUUAGGAGGGAGGGAGGGAAAUCCUGUGGCUGAAACUUUGAGCUGCCUGCUUGGACCGCAUUCAAGCGUCUGGUGCUUGAAUGCGACCUAUGGACCGCUCCACCUUAAAAUCUGCAUUUCCUCGGCCUACCCACCUGUUGCUGAAACCAUCCAUAGUCUCCCAGGCAGAUCACUCAGACAUCAUUCUCGAAUGGAGGGGCAAGCCUGCGGGCCACAUCCCCUUGUGUCUGGCCUUCUAGGGUGAAAGAGCUUGAGGAGGGGCGUGGACCAUUUGGAGUGUGGCCAAAGAAGAGGGUUGUUGCCUGGGGAGGAGGCGUGGUCUGUGGACAGUCCCUGGGGGCCAGAUAGAGAGGGUUGGGGGCCAUCUUUGUUCCCCCAGACCUGAGCUUUCCCUUCCCUGUUGUAGAACAAUGGUGGGCUGUGAUGGUGAAGGCUGCUGUUCUUAUGAAGGUGGUCCUGGUAUUUUGCUGCAGAAAUGGACCUCUCAUGGAUAGCUAGGCACAUUAGAGAGACAGCGCAGGGUAGGUGUGUGAAUGUUGGGCUUGGAAUGGUGGGACCCACAUUCCCACUGGGCCACGAUGCUCAGAGGCCCUCCCAUCUCAAAUUAACCUACCAUGCAGGGUUGCUGUGAGGAUAAAGGAGGAGAGGGGUCCUGUCCUCCUCAGAGUGUCAAGCCUUGCCACCUUCCUGCCAAAACCAAUCUGGAUUCAGAUGAGGCAGGGUCUGCAGGGUCAAUCAGCUGUUAUGGGGAAUGGAGGGGACCAAGGGAGGAUUCAGCCCACCCUCCUGCUGCCCAGGGGUGUCGGGAGAAUCCCAUUGGAAAUGAAUAUAGGAGCAGCGAUUGCCCAAAUUUGCAUGUUCGCCUGAGGUCAGGAAGGAGGUGGUGGAAGCAGUAUCAGCUGUUGCUGGGCUUUUCUUCUUCUUUUCUCCGGUCUAUGAACCUGACAUAAAUCACUGGGUUGUUUUCUGUGUCGUUUUUGACAUUUCCCUUCCGUUGAAACGUGUUGGAGUUAAUUAUGUAAUUGGCAACAUAAUUAAUUACGUUAGUUUCGGCCAUAGUGGAUGGCGAGACAAAUAAUGUAGGUUUGAGCAGACGCCAAAACUGCUGUGGUAAUGGAAGCAGCACCAAUUGUGAUGAAAACACAGAGCGGGAGGGAGAAACUGCUGCCUGCAGUGGCAGAGUUUGCCACUCAAGAUGAGCCAAGGCAGGGCACAUGGAGCCUGCGUGGAGUCUGCUCCGGCCACUGCCUCCCCCUCAGCUACAGGCACGGUGCCUGCAUGUGCCCAAGCCACCAUGUCACUCCCAGGAGAGACACGUGGCUCAGGUGCGCUGCAAGCCCCCCGUGGUAAGUGCCGCCCCCUCAGCCGCCCUCGCCAUCCCCCAGCUAUGCUAGUGGCUGCCUGCUUACAUCCCUAGCUGCUCCCUCUCUGAAAACACUUGUUACUGCUGCUGGGCAAAUAGAAUCAUGGAAGUGUAGAGUCGGAAGGGAUCCCAAGGGUCAUCUAGUCCAACCCCACAAUACAGGAAUCAGAGCGCUGUGUGUGUGUGUGUGUGUGUGUGUGUGUGUGUGUGUAGGCAGUCAAGAGACUGUAUGUGUGGCAGGCAUUAGCUGAAUAAAGCCCUCACAUAGGUUAGUCACAUGGAAUGCCUGCCUGCAUCCCUUGCUGACUUGGGGUGCCGCAGUCUCCUACAAUCCCUCCCUGCAAAGAAACCCACUGAUAAGACCACCCUCAAACUUCCUGCUGCCUACGAGGCAUAGUUCCAGCGUUGGAGAAAUGCAACAGUCACAUUCCCAGCAGGAAAGGCAUUUGCAAAUCCCCACCUCAGCCCAUGAACGGCGACGCCUUCCUCGCGCAAUAAAACUGCUAUCUGGAAAAGGCCAUUUUAGCCCCAGUUGAGCCAGUCUGGAGAGCUCUGUUUCCCCUUUCGACAAAGGCCUCCUUGUUCCUCCCUGAUUUUAUUCUCUCUCUCUUUUAAGAAAGAAAUGGCAGAUAGGCCUGCAUAUUGCAAUUGAUAUGCAGAUCUGGGAGGUUCUGCGUUUCCAGGCUGAGGGGAUAAAUCUACACGCAUCUCCUCACUCUCCGCUCCCCUUUCUGCUCCCGUCCCCCGCAUUUUUAUUUUUUUUGUCAUGGAUCUCGCCUGCUUUACAUUUUUAUACAAAAAAGGUUCUGUCCCCUUUAAUCUGCGUUCUGGGGGCAGCCUGUCACGAUGCCUUUUCAAAAGGGGGUUGCGUCCGGACUUCAUUGAGAAUGUCACCCUUGCCGACCGUGUGAAUUAACAGGGGUGGAGCAGGGGUGGGACAGAGGCUGAAACAGACACAGAAGUUAAUCUACCUUUCCUUGCGAAGAGUUCGGUUGGAGUCCGUCCGUCCCCCCACCAAAAAAAAAAACUAUUAUGCAAAGUUAUCCAAGUCUUACGGGUGGUGCUUCAUAGCCCAGAAGGCUUCUACCAACCAAAUCAUAGUAUUUUGCUUUUAAUUUGCCUUGCCUUUCUUCAGUGUGUGAGUGUGUGUAUUCCCAUGUCUCCUCAUAAUUCAAGACAGGUGGGUGUAGCAAGACAUUUCUUGUGAAUAUUCCCCAAUGGGAAAGAAUAUACUGUGUCUCCUUGAUGGUAAAGUCACUUGCUCUGGCCCUUAGAAUAAUAGAAUUUUAAAUUUGGAAGGGACCCAAGGGUCAUCUAGUCCAACCCCCUGCAAUGCAGGGAUAACAGUUAAAGAAUUCCUGACAGAUGGCCAUCCAGCCUCUGUUUAAAAACCUCCGUUGAAGAAGAGCCCACUACCUUUCUGAGGGGGUCUGUUCCACUGUCAGAUGGUGAUUUAAUCCUUGGUUUCAUCUAACCUCAAAGGGGGCAGGAGACACUCUUCGGGCCAUAUCUGGCAUUCUCAGUCCACCAGAGCAAGGGCUCUUGUGCUAGUGGGUGGUUGCGUUUUAAUGUUGCAUAGCAUAGGAAUCCAAUGCAACUGCUCUUGGGAGUUUGUUUCACCUCAGAUGGCUCAAUCUAUCACAAAGUUACAAGCAACCUGCUUAUGCAUCCUCUUGCAUGACAAUGUUCCACUGGCACAAAAUAUUUAGCCAGAGGAAGAACAACACCUCUAAAGGACUUUAAGGUCCCCACCCACACUAUACAUUCAACUUCAAACUGUUAUGGCUCCCCCUUCCCCCAAAAUUAAUAAUCCUGGGAGCUGUGGUUUGUUAAGGGUGCUGAGAAUUGUUAGCUGACCUCCAUUCUCUCUUGCAGAGCUACAGCUCCCAGACUUCCCUGGGAAGAGGGAUUGAAUGUUAAACCACUCUGUAUAUUGUAGCUCUGCAUACCCUCCAACAUUUACCUGAUGAAAAUAGGGAUGUCCCAUUCCAUAAUGAUAAUUUUACUAUUUAUACACCACACAUCUUACUGGGUUGCCCCAGCCACUCUGGGCAUCUUCCAACAUAUAUAAAAACAUAAUAAAACAUUAAAGAUUAAAAAAACCAUUCCCUAUACAGGAUUGCCUUUAAACGGCUCAGGGGUCAGAUACCCUCCAACAUUUAACCAAUGAAAAUAGGGACCUCCUAAGGAAAAGCGGGACAUUCUGGGAUCAAAUAAGAAACCGGGACGGCUUCUCUAAAUCACGGGCGUCCCUGGAAAAUAGGGACACUUGGGGGGUCUGGCUCUGUGGGAGGAAUAGGGGUCUCCCGGCAACUCUCAGCACCCUUUAACAAACUAUAGUGCCCAGAAUUAUUUGUUAUUCUUUGGCCAACUGGGGAAGCAGCUUGACAAACAAAUACAUUUUAGCCAUUUGUUACAUUUCUAUCCCACCCUUUGAAUGUGCUUAUAGCUGCAUACGUCAUUCUUGCUCUCCAUCACAACAACCCUGAGAGGUAAGCUAGUCUAAGGGAGAGGGACUCCGAGGACAGACUAGGCUUGUGAACCUAGCACUCCCUAGUUCCUUGUCUAGACACCACAUGGUCUGGUUUUUUCCAAACAUAUUAACCAUUCCAGCAAUUUAGGAACAUAGGAAGCUGCCUUAUAAUUAGUCAGACCGCUGGUCCACCCAGUUCAGUGUUGUCUACACUGACCGGCAGCUGCUCUCCAGGGUAUCGGAGAAGGGGUGUUCCCAGCCGUACUUGGAGACACCAGCCAAUUGAACCCAGGAGCUUCAGCAUGCAAAACGGAUGCUCUGCCACUGAGCUACAACCCGUCCACCAUUUUGCUCAGGGGAAAUACUUCUAUAUGACAGGUCAGCCAGUCUGUUGGACCUCCUGGGAAGGCAUUAAGGUUCAUUUUGCUCUUUUAAUAACAAAGUAGCUGGGAUGUGUGUGGAUCAGUCACAGCCUCCAUGGCCUCCUAUGGAUAGCUAGUUUAGGGUGGUUUUUUAAGCACCGGAGCUCAAUGCUACUUGCAACCCAGCCUUCUUAGAGCUCGAAACAAUUUGGGAUUGGCUUUUAUAACUCUGCAAUGGCUAGGAAUGCACUUACCGUAUUUUUUGCUGUAUAAGACUCACUUUUUUCCCUCCUAAAAAGUAAGGGGAAAUGUGUGUGCGUCUUAUGGAGCGAAUGCAGGCUGCACAGCUAUCCCAGAAGCCAGAACAGCAAGAGGGAUUGCUGUUUUCACUGCAUAGCGAUCCCUCUUGCUGUUCUGGCUUCUGAGAUUCAGAAUAUUUUUUUUCUUGUUUUCCUCCUCCAAAAACUAGGUCCGUCUUGUGGUGUGGUGCAUCUUAUAGAGCAAAAAAUACGGUAUUUAUUUUCCCCAGUGCCUCCGUCUCCAGGUAGUUCAAGGUGUGUGUAGUGCUUAUUCGCAGUAGGCUUUCUUUCGGGCACCCGAAAGAACCCUGGGGGGGAAAGAAGUUUGCAAAGGAGUCCUGGGAGUGGCGAGGGCCUGAUUUAUGAGAAGAGAUUAAUAGUGGGAAAUACGUUCCGCUUACCUAAGCGGUAAUUCAUUAGAAAGGAUCAGGAGCUGGUGUGUGGAGGGUGCGGGGGGUGAGCAUGUUAAAUGUCUGGAAAUAUUUGAAGGAUAUAAACACUGACGUUGGUGAGAAGAAUUAUGGGAGCGAUAAAAGGGGGCUUAACUGGGGCAAAAUUAAGAGGAAAUUCAGGCGUAUAUACACACACAUACACAUCAUGACACCAGUGCCUGUUAAUCUUCCAAAAAGAUGCUGGAAAUUAUUGUCAGCUGAAGCCUUCAGACCAAUAGACUGGGCCACUUAUUACUGGCUGUUUUAAUUCCACUCAUCUUUCCCUCUACAUUACAAAAUCUGGGGCAUCUGACUUUGUUCCUUGGGGUUGUCCAAAGCAAAAUCUGCCAAAUCCAAAAUCAUCCACAGGAUACACUUGAGGCCCAUUAUAUACUUUUAAAGCACGUAACUUCUCCUAAAGAAUAAUGGGAACUGCAGUCCAUUAAGGGUGCUGGGAAUUGUAGCACCGUGAGGGUAAAUGACUGUUCCAGGAUUCUUGUGGGGGACCCAUGUACUUCAAAUGUGAUUGAAAUGUAUGAUUUGAAUGUGACCUUAGUCUUUGUUGGGAUGAUGCCACAGAUGCAUAGCGGUGCGGUGGGGGAGGGGAGCUAAUGCAUUUCAAGGCUGCAUUAACAGACGUACAGACUAAGGCUGGUUCUACACAGCCAUUUAAGACUAUGGGGGGGAAAAGUUAUAAAGGUUCACAAUGGAAAUUAUCAUAAUAAUAAUAAUAAAUUUUAUUUACAUUUAUAUCAUGGACUUUGGAUUUCAGCUCUACAGCAUCAUCUGGUGUCACAUUGUUAUAACGCAUUUCUAACAUUAUAAAUCCACUAAUGUAGCUGAGUCCCAAGUACUACUCUAUUCUGCCUUGGUCAGAACCCACCUGAAGCCCUGUGUCUACUUCUGUGCACCAUAGUUUAAGAAGGAUGUUGACAAACUGGGACAUGUGCAGAGGAGGGCGACCAAGAGGAUAAAGGGUCUGGAGACCAAGUCUUAUGAGGAAUGGUUGAGGGAGUUGGGUAUGUUUAGCCUGGAGAAGAGGAGAUGGAGAGGAGAUAUGAGAACCAUCUUCAAAGAUCUGAAGGGCUGCCACAUGGACGAUGAAGCAAGCUUAUUUUCUGCUGCUGCAAAGGAUGCAAUCCAAACAGAUGGAUUCAAAUGACAAGCAAGGAUAUUCUGACCAAAUAUGAGGAAGAACUUUCUGAGGGUAGGAGCUGUUCAACAGUGAAAUGGACUCCCUCAGAAGGUGGUGGACUCUCUUUCAUUGGACUUUCUUAAACCGAGUUUGGAGGGCCAUCUGUCAGAGUUUCUUUAACUGAGAUUCCUGGGUUGUAGGGGAUUGGACUAGAUUGGACCCUCAUACCUGCAGGACCGCCUCUCCUGGUAUGUCCCAUAGAGGACCUUAUGGUCUUCAAACAAAAACAUCUUGGAGGUCCCGGGCCAGAGGGAGGUUAGGCUGGCCUCAACCAGAGCCAGGGCUUUUUCAGCUGUGGCCCCGAUCUGGUGGAACGCUCUGUCACAAGAGACUAGGGCCCUGCAGGACCUGACAUCUUUCUGCAGGGCCUGCAAGACAGAGCUGUUCCACCAGGCCUUUGGCCAAGGCACAGUCUGACCCCCCUCCUUGUUAUGCAAAUGAAUUGAUUUUAGAAUGCUGUGUUACUUUUAUUGUUGUUAGCCGCUCUGAGCCCGGCUUCGGCUGGGGAGGGCGGGAUAUAGAUAACAUUUUAUUAUUUAUUAUUAUUAUGAACCUUGGGAUCCCUCCCAACUCUACAAUUCUAUUAUUCUUAGGGUGCUUUUCAGUGGAGUUCCUAGGGGAAAGCAAGAGUGCUGGCGCAAGAAAUUAUGCCUCCUGAGGUGCAGCCACUGCAACCAAGCCUCAUCCCUUCUCUUUAGGGUGGUGGUAGUCCAACCUUCAUUCCACUUUCUUAUUUUCUGGGCUUCUGCUGCAGUAUCAGCAAAGUCCUCUGCCUCCUCCCUCCCUGCCUAGCUCUGGGAAGGGCCAAAGUCCUUUCUUAGAGCAAAGCAUUCUGGGUGGGGUGGCCUGAGCCAAUGGCAUGAUUUGCUUGGUGGCCAUGAUGUCUAAAAUAAUGGGUGUGUGUGUGUGUGGAGAUGUUAAAGUUUCAGUAGCAUUUAAACUUUGUUUCCUUAUUGUAGGCAUCCGUUUUAGCCAACACAGCAAACCAUGAUGGUGUGCCGCAGGCACCCAGUUUGUUUGGCUCCAUUGUAGAUUUCUGGCUCAUCAGAGUUUAAGCAUAAUGUCUCGUCCAUGAUCCUCAAUGAUCAAUUGUUCCUCCUGUAAUGGGGGUGGGGGGACUUAAGGUGUGCUUUGCCCCCAAGCAGAUUCCAUUAUUUCAUCUCAGUCAGUUCAUUUGGAUAGGGACAGGGGAGGCCUGUUUAUCUUCCAUAAUUGAGCAUCUUCCUGGAGAGCCAUUAGGUGUCAUUACAAACAGCCCUCGUGCAUCCUAGCUCUAAUGAGGGAGCCUGAUGUGAAAUCAAUCCUGCCUCGUAAUGAACCUGGACCUCUGGCCUCUCCAGAACUAUAGCCACCGAUGUUUCGGGAGAGAAUACAAUUAGGUGCCCUCUCACGUUCUUUGCCAAGCCUGCCCCUCCAGGCUGGUGGCAUCAGAUGGAAGCUUGGCAAGGCUGCUUGCCCAAAUGCAUCUGUCCAACUAUUGAGAAGAGAAGGUUGGAUUUGAAUGAGACCUUGCCCAGAGAGCCUUGAGGAAAACCAGGUUCCUCGGGUUUCCACAGGAUUGUAUUUACAGUUCAAAAUGGCAGAACUGACAUGUUUCUGUGUUUGUUCUGCAGUUCCAAAGAUUCAAUCCUUCAGAAGGGCAACACCCACUCUUUGGAACUCACUGCCCAUUGAUAGACAGCGACCUUUGCUGUACUGUUUUUGGUUCCUGCUACAAACUCAGCAAUCUACAUGGUUCUCAGCAAAGUGGCAUGGCUUCUGCCAUUUUGCACUUGUUACACACCCAGAGAGACAUACGUUGUGGCUUCACAGCCCAUGUGCAGAGCCAUCCAAUAUGGUGGGGUCCCUAAUAUCGAGCAGUUCUGGGUGGGGACACUUUUAAUCAAAAGCAGGAUUGUUGUUUGUGUUUUGCUUGCCCAUUUGACCCAGAUUCUGGUUUGAGUAUGCACCGUUUCCCAUCCAAAAAUAGAUACCUGAGUAGUAUGAUGAAUCUUAAGCUUGGCCACUGACUUAAUAGCUACAAGAUUUACCUGCCUCUGUUAUUCACACUGAGAGGGAGAAACCAUAGGUCUCCACUAGUACUGCCCCAUUCGCAAAUGGAGAAGCAGAUCUACAUAUAUCCACAAUUUGGGGGUGGGAAUUGGCUAGCUUGCUUACACUGAGGGCUUGUGCCAUGUCUAGAAAGCAUGGAUCCAACCAGUUUUCUACUUGUCCCCUGCUCUCUAGGCAAGAGGUCCAAGUGGUUUUGCCUUAGCCCCACUGCUUUCCCCUGGAAAGCCCACUCUUUGAUGCUAAAUCAUAGAAAGCAUCAAUCGGGAGAAAACCUAGUUGACAUUUGCUCCAAUUCAGAGCUAAGCAGUGAGUUUUCCAGGGGAAAGUGAUGGGUCAGGUGGAACUGCAGCUGUACCCUGAGUGAGGCAAGGCAUGUACAGCAGAAAAGAGGUUAGGAUCUGCAUUGGGGAACAUCUAUUGAGUUGCCAAUCUUUUUUUGCACCUGUGGACACAUGGUGGUGUGAGAACCAUGCACACAUCACAACCAUGCAGGCAUGCACCCACAAAUUGUACCCACACGCACUUACUCUCCCUCGCACCCCAACAAUUAGGCAUGGGGAAAGUCAUAUAUUGUCUACAAUUUAAGGAGUCUUUCCAGCCUAAUUUCAGCAGGGGAGCAGGACCCUGCAAGUGCCCAGACAGGAACCUUUGCAGGGACACAAGAGUUCAUGGACAGCACGUUGGCAACCCACCGUAUAAACUUCUUUAUUUGUUGUGAGUGAGAAGACAGUUCUGCAGUUGAUCGUAUUGGGAACUUUACUGUCUAAUCGAUUUGUACAACCUUUGUCUCAGCUGAUACAAAGAAGGUUCUUCAUCCUUUCCUCCCCUCCAUCUCUUUUUUUCUUGAAAUCUAACAUGGCUCCUUCGUUUCAGUUGCUUGCCACCCUUUCUACCUGCAGGCAAUGCUUAGCAUUCCAAAGACAUUCUCUUAAGGUCAAUACAAAUUAACGGGAAAUUUAAUUAAAGUUCCCAGUGCUUUUGCUUAAAGUGGUGUGUAAUGGGUAUCUUCUAUCUGGCCUUCCCGCUACAGCACCCUGCUCACCCCCCACACCACCCCGGAAAAAGAACUUAACUCGAGCUCGAAGGGGGUUAUCAAUAAUGAACAGAGGUAAUUUCAGAGGGAGAAUUAGAGACUUAAUGAAAAUGUGGGAAACGUGAAAUUAUCUUGCAAGUUGCCGGAAAGAGUGGAUGGGGAAAUGAAGCACUGCGGCAUUUCAGCCGAGACUUGCCUUGAGAAUGCUGUUCAGGCAGUGAAGAGCAGCUGCUUUCGUUGCUCUGAUGUGCAUGGCUGUCAUACUUGGGCCACCUUCACUCCAUACUUUUAAAGAAUCCUGGGAGCUGUAGUUUGUUGAGUGUGCUGAGGGCUUUUAGGAGACCUUCCUGUUCCCCUCCCAGAACUCCAAUCCCCAGAAUUCCCUGGGAACAGAGACUGAUCGUUCAGCCACUCUGGAAAUCAUGGGGGGAAGGGUUCUCCUAACAACCCUCAGCACACUUUACAAAAUAUAGUUCCUGGGAUUUUUUGUGGGGGGAUGCCAUGACUAUUUAAAAGGGUAUGGUAUUGCUUUAAAUGGGGCCUAAAUCUGCUAGGAGGCUGAACAGGGAACCUCAAACUUGAGUAGAACCCAUAGGUAUGUUCCCAAUAGCACUUGCUUCAACAAUUAUUUCCUUCCUUCCAUGUGGCUUGUUCACCAUAGGAGCCAACUCCUGGGAGCCAAUGCCACUUCACCCCCCCCAUAAAAUACUGAGCGGACUGGGCCCCCACAAAGUUGAUGGGCAUUGCUAUUCAAGUGGUGUGCAUGUGCUGCAUCAUGUGAUCGAUUAUGCAGAGUGGGGCUUACCUGACAACCCCUCCCCCCAAUAUUUUAUUCAAGUUGGCACCCCUGUUGUCUACCAUAUGCAGGUUUAGUUUUUGGCACAGGCUCAGUGGUUCCAACUUCAUAGCCUCAUUUUGGAGGUGCUACAAGCCAUUGCAUUGCCACAUACAGUUCUCUCGAUUUGCACACCAUUAGAUGCAUAUGGACUCCCGGCAAUGCCGUUUCCUGCAGUUUGUUUAACUGAAUACGUAGGAGCAUAAGAAGCUUCCUUCAGAGUGCAUUCCAUCAGCUUUGACUGGUGGUCCAGCUGUGCCCUUAUCUGGACAGGGAUAGUCUAACUUCUGUUGUCUAUGAUCUGGUAAACUCUAAAUUAGAUUACAGUCGUACCUUGGAUCUUGAACCUAAUAGAUUUGGGGAGUCCAUUUGGCUCCUGGACCCGUUCGAAAACCAAGGCGCGGCUUCUGAUUGCCUGCAGGAGCUUCCUGCACUCAAUCGGAAGCCACGGAAACCAUGUAGGAAGUUCAGCUUCUGAAAAAUGUUCGCAAACUGGAACACCUACUUCUGGGUUUGCAGCACUCAGGAGCCAAUUUGUUCGGCUACUAAGCCAUUCGAGAACCAAUGUACGACUGUACUGCAAUGCGUUAUAUGUAGGGCUGCCUCUGAAGAUGGUUCAGAAACUUCGGGUGGUACAGAAUUAUAUUACAGUGCCAGGCGAAGACGUUCUUCUUCAACCAGGUCUUUGGCUUAUUAUAUUCUACCGCCUUUUAAAUGUGUUUGUGGAAGGGGGGUCGUUGCUUUGUUGUUUCUGUUUUAACUUUUUAUUUGUGCUUUUAUCUUGCAUUUUUAACUGGUGAACCACCCUGAGAUCUUUUGAUGAGGGGCAGAAUACAAAUCUAACACCCUCAUCUUCAUCCAGCUCAUGAUUGUCUGCACUGAUUGACAGUGGUUCUGUAGGAUUUCAGGCAGAAAUCUUUUCCCUGCCCUACCUGGAGAUGUCAGGGGUUGAAACUGGGGGCUUGCGCAUGCAAAAUGGAUGCUCUGCUACUGAGCUACAUCCUGUCCCCUAAAGUCUGUUGAUUUUAAGGUGUCCAGUGUGAAUUUGGCUUAUUCAGAUGCUACUGCCCAGUUUUACUGCACAGCACAGGAAGAGGCUGGCUGCACUGUAUUGCUUCCGCUAUUGCUGAAGAUAACAUGGAACAGAGACCUGUGAGAUAUAACUGAGUGCUGCUGGGCCGGGGGAGAAAGAGAUUUGCAGAGAGGUGUUUCAAGCUCUUCUGACCACCCAUGUUCAUUCACUAUUCUGGUAGUUCCUGGUUUUUAUAAACAGAAGUUGGUCUCCAGUGGGCGACUUCUGUUGCUGAAGGAAUUUAGUCUUCCAGCCAAGGUGUUACAUUAUAUAUGCAAAGUAGUUUUUUUCCUUGUGUGGGGAAUUCUUAAAAUCAGUUUUUAAUCGGCCCACAGCAUCAAAAAAGAGCGAGCGAGCGAGCUGCUUUUCCACAGCUACAUUGGAAGAGGCAAUUCCAAAAGCAAGGAGGGUUUCCCAGCUUGUUAGUGCAUCUUGCGAGUUUCCCUCCUGAGUUUAUUUGAAGCAAGAAAUGUUAUGGCGUAUAAAAUAAAUCUGAAGUGGCGUGUUUUAUUAUUGAAAGAAAAAGGGAAAGAAGUCUGGGCAGAAUAUUACAUUCCUCCACUUUUUGAGCUGAAUGAAUGUGCUCGUGUGUUUUCGAGAUAGGCUGGAAGGAUUUACUGGCCUGGUUUAAUGCAGUCCUUUCCAGUAUCUCAAAUGACAUCACAGCCUGGGGUUUUUUCCCCCUGCCCCCACUUGAUAAUGAACAUUUUAUUGCACGUUUAGCAGAAUGAUUGAUUUAGUUCCUAAGCUUGUGUUUGCUGAGUGAUAUUUUUUUAACAUUCGGAAGGAACACAUGGAAAGAAUCAUUUUCCUAUACUACUAAAAAAAAAUUCAAUGAGAAACUCAGAAAAACAUUUGGAAAGGACAUAAAUUAUUCCAUAAAUCGGCACACAGUAGCUGUGUGUAAUAUUAUAUCUAAAACUCUCUGCUUGGUCGGUAGAGUAGGGCAAAACUGUGGAGUUGAGGGGACUGUGGUUGUUCCCGUAGGCUAGGGGUGGGCAGCCUUUUCCAGCCCAAUGUCUCAUGGCCAACUUUUGGGGGGCCACAUGCUGGGGGUGAGCAGGGCCAGAGGCAAAAGUGGGCAGGGCAACAGACGCGACUCACUUUUGUACAUUGUACAUUCUGUCCAUGCCAAAGUCAGAGGUUUCGAACACAGAUAUCUCUCCACCUGGGCAAGCAUGAAAGGUUGUUGUUUAGUUAAUUCAAUUUACACCCUGCCCUUCCUCACAAAUGAGCCCAGGGCAGUCAACGACAAGCAAUAAAACAGUAAAAACAGAUUUAAAGCAUCUUAAAAACAAUUCCAAUACAGCUGCAGAGUGGGCAAGAUCUCUGUUUAAAAGUCUUCUUGAAAGAGGAAGGUCUUCGGCAGGCAGAGGAAAGACAUAAGAGAAGGUGGCAGUCUAAGAUUUAACAGGAGGGGAUUCCAAAGGGUAGCAGCCACAGUUCUUACAUUGUGCAGAACAGACCUCCUAAUAACACGGUAUUUGCAGGACAUGCCUAUGCGAUAAUUUUCGCAUUUUACAUCUUUCACAUGACGUAAAGGUCACUUCUGAAAAUCUAGAGGAAGUUUAGCCCUCAUUUACAUCUUAAUUGCUUCCAGGAAGAAGAAGAAAACUCUUUGCAACCCUGUUAGUUUGGAAAGUCAGAAGAGUUUUGCUCUGUAAUUUUCCCACCGUUUUCGUAGAUCAUGUUAUUUGGAGGAAAAAUGGGGUAAUAUUUCAGCGAAUAGGGUUUCCCCCCGGGGGAAUCCUGGAGGAACAGAAGGGUGGCAACAUGUCCAGUCAGGGCCGAUGUUGUGUCAAACCGCAGAUGUGAAUGAAAUUUAGUAUGGCAUGGCAGUAUAUCAAGCCAAAAGCUACACAUUUCUAUAAUGCAACAGGUAAAGCCAUGCAAAAGGAAUGUUAGAAACCAGGACAGAACCACAUUCACAUCAUGCAUUUAAAACACCAUGACACCACUUUAAAUAGCCAUGGGUUCUUCCCACCCCCAAAUAAUUAAUUCUCCUCACAGAGCUAUGAUUUCUAGAGUUGCUUAAUGAUCAGUCCUUCGUCACAGGGAAUUAUGGAAAUUGUAGCUCUUUGUGGGGUAAAGGAAGGCAAGUAAAAGAGUGAAAUGAGCACCCAUAAUGCUGAGAGUUGCUAGGAGACCCCCACUGCCCUUCCAGAACUACAGUUCCCAAAGUGGUUUAACAAUCAAAACAUCUUUCCAGAGAACUCUGGGAACUGCAACUCUGGGAAGGGGAAUGAGGGUCUCCUAGCAACUCUCAGCACCUUAACAAACUUCAGAUCCCAGGAUUCUCUGGAGGAACCAAUGAGUGUUUAAAGUGGUUUAAAUGUAUGGUGUGGAUGUAACCUCUGUAUCACCAUCUAUGCCCCUCCACCUGCUUUCCUAACUCUCUAUAUUAGCUCUACAACUAAUGUCAAACAUGGCAAGACAAAAUUGUUAUUCAAGGCAACCAGAUAAUCCAUUUAAAGGCAAAGAAUAAACUCUCUAAACCAGGAAAGAAGGAAACAUUACUGACCCUACGUACCAAAGGGAUAAGGUGGGAAAGAAGCAUAAAUCUUUGCUGGGCAAUGUUGAGCCUGUUGCUUAGUACAGCUGCCUGGGCAGCCGCCUCCGUUCUCUGUGUGGGCAAGAGGCAAGAUCAAAGGAGUUCAGAAGCAAAAUUAUUUUUUUCUGGCUGACUCAUUCACUGGAUGGCUCCUGAAUUUCUCACUGCCCGUGAUUUCCUUGCUGGUUCCGAAACUGUUACUCACAGCACAAAACCCUCACUCACCUCUAGCUUUUUGAAAGCUGUGCUGCCUAUUCACAUCUGCAGUUCAAAUUGUUCUUUAAUAAGGCUGAACUUUAAAGCCCAUUCGAAGCACAUUUCCCCCCCUCAAAGAUUUCUGAGCACUGUAGUUUGUUAAGAGUAACUCUGUAAAGGAUAAACUACAGUGCCCAGAAUACUUUGAGGAGGGAUUUGCUUUCAGUGGGGUUUAUGGGUAUAGCGUGUACCAACCUAUAAGGGCUCACCCAAAUUUCCACUUGCCCUGCCCCUUUCCCCUAGAGAAACCCACUGUUUACAACUAAAUCAGAGCAAACAUCCAUCAGGUUUCCUCCAAAACGACGUUUGCUGUGAUUCAGUACUAAAGAGCACGUUUUCUGGGGGAGGACAGAGGGGCAAAGACAAAACUUCUUGGACCUGUGGUUAGAAAGCAGAAGUGUGGAUGAGCCCUAAGAUGACCUACAAGUAUCAAAAAGCAUUUUUAAAUGAAAGAGACGACGACGACGAAGAUGAUGAUGAAAGAGAUGAGGAGGACGAGAAUUUGUAUACCGUCCUAUAGUUGCAGGUCUCAGGGUGGCUCACAAGAUAAAGUCACGAUAUAAAAACACAAAAUACAUAAUAGAAAUAAAAACAAGAACAACCCUGUAAUUGCCCCCUCCUCAAAGCAUUUUAAUGUCAAUCAGCCAAAGGCCUUGUUAAAGAGGAACAUUUUCACCUGGCACCUAAAGGUGUAUAUUGAAGGCACCAGCCAAACCUACCUGGGGAGAGCAUUUCAUAAACGGAAAGCCGCUACAGAAAAGGCCUGUUCUUGUAUUGCCACCCUCCAGACCUCUCAUGGAUGAUAUUUAAUAUUAUUAAAGAGAAGAGAGCAGUCACAGCAAAGGUCACUCCCACACCAUGUAUUUAAAGCAAUAUAAUUCCACUUUAAAAAGCCAUGGCUUCCCCCAAAGACUUCUAGGAAGUAUAGUUUGUUAAUAGUGCUGAGAGUUCUUAGGAAACCCCUAACCCCCUUACCAAGCUACAGUUUUCAGAGUGGUUUAUCAUAGAAUUGUAGAGUUGGAAGGGUCCCUGAGGAUCAUCUAGUCCAGUGAUGGCCAAACUUGGCCCUCCAGCUGUUUUGGGACUACAAUUCCCAUCAUCCCUGAAUUGGUCCUGUUAGCUAGGGAUGAUGGGAGUUGUAGUCCCAAAACAGCUGGAGGGCCAAGUUUGGCCAUCACUGAUCUUGUCCAACCCCCUGAAAUGCAGUAUCACAGGGAACUCUGGGUGAAAACUUCCUUCAUCUCCAUCCAGCGCAAGCUGUAGGAUGCCAGGGAGUAGGUGGGAGUCAUAGUCCAAAAUCCCUGGACAGCUGCAGGUUGACUGUUCUAGGUCAGCCUUUGUGCUAAUCGUGUAAGGCAGUUUUUAACUCCUUCUGCUAACGGGGAAAUAUUUAAGCAUUGCAAAGCGGAUGUUCCAGAGAACAGGCUGAGAAAGGCCAUCGGUGCUUGGCUGGGCUGCAACGAGAUGUUGCCGCCCCCAUUCGGAUUUAUGGCGUGCAUCUCCCAUUGCUUUGUACAUCAAAGAAGUCUGCAUAUUGUACAGGCCGACAUAAUGAGACAGAUUGGCUCCAGAUCAAACUGCUGUGUGUGUGUGUUUUUUUACAAGUCAUUAUGAUUAUCCCAUAUUGCUUCUCAGGAAGAAGAAAAAGUAGUGAUUAGCAGAGGCCUCCUGGGCAGCUGUUUAGCUCCGUUUCCUCUUCCUUGGCUUUGACCCAACAAAGCAACAGCUCCCCUGGCACAGGGGGAGGGGGGUUCUGUGGGGCCAAGAGGUGCCAAAGACCACCUAUGAGGUAAGGUGGGGUGGGGCCGUGGCAGAAGACAAACAAUGCUUGCAUUCAGCGUUGGGCUCCCGAUUUCACAAAGGCAGUUGGUAGGCUGAAGCAAGAGUCAGAGGAGAGCAAGGAGGAUCCUACAAAGGGAUGAAAAAUGUAUCACCUAGAGUUGCCAAUGAAUUAUCUAUCUAUCUAUCUAUUGCAUUUCUAUCCCACCUUUUCCUCUAGGGUGCUCAAGGUGGUUUACAUAGUUCUCUCCAUGCUCAUUUAAUCCCCACAACAACCCGAGUGAGGAUUUGAACCCAGGUCUCCUGUAUCCUAGUCUGACACUCUGACCAUUAUGCCAAAGUGGAAGGUGCUGUAUGACCCAUUUUUUCAUGACUUCAAGAUUGGACUACUGUAACACGCUCCAUGUGGGGCUGCCCUGAAGGUUGGCUCAGAAGGUGCAGCUGGUGCAGAAUGGGGUAUCUAAGUUGCUCAGUGGGACCUUCUAUCACACCAGCAACUGUGUCAUUUAUUAUGAUGCCUUUAUUGAAGACCAUUUUGUGAAGGGUUUAGGCAAUCUGGACAUUUCUGAAUGAUAUGAAAAUUCUGGAGCACAUGCGCACCACUCUAAAACUUGAUAAUAAAGUGAGAUUUGGAUAUGAUAUCCCUAUUUUGAAAAUGCGUAUGUGUUCUGUUUGGUUUAAAAAAAAACCAGCUGUUGGUCAUGUUCAUGAAUUUACAUACUAACUUUUCUAUUUGUGUACUUUUUUUUUUACUUUUUUAAAUAAAUAAGCAAAUAAAUCCCUGGCUACUGGUCCAUUUCCGGGAAUAAUUCAAAAUGCUGGUUGUGAUCUAUAAGGCCCUAUAUACAUUGGGCUAAGGUUACCUGAAAUAUCCUAUCUCCCUCUAUGAACCUGCCUGGGUGCUGAGACCCUCGAGUGAGCGCCAUCUCUCAGUUCCCAUCAACAUCAGAAGCACAGUUGGUGGUGACACGAGAGAGAGCCUUUUCUGUGGCUGCGCCCAGAGUGUGGGAAUCCCUCCCAGGAGGGGUUAGACUGGCUCCCCCUCUUAUCCUUCCAGCAGCAAGCUAAGACCUUCCUGUUCUGAAAGGCUUUGCAUGGGGAAGAUGCAGAUGACGCUGGCCACUGCAUUUUAAUUGUUGCUUCCAAAUGUGUUUUGCUGUAUUUUAGUUAUUGUUUUUCACUAGUUUGCUUUUAUUACUUUCUGUUUUAUAAUGUGUUUUUAAAUGUUGGAAGCCACCUGGAAUCCCAACUUGGGAGAAAGGCAUAAUCAUCAUCAUCAUCAUCCAGGAAUCAGUGACUUGGAGCUGGCACUGGGCCCAUCUUAGUCAGCAUUGUACCAGCCCUGAUCACACUUAUAUUCUAGAGCCCCUAUUUAUUCAAGGGCUCUAUCCUCCAUCCUUCAAUCCCUUGGGGUCUCAAACUGAAGGCAGCUAAGAAUAAGGUGUCAAGGAACAAACUAGGUCUUAGCAGAAGGCGUAGAGGAGAGAAUUAAUAAAGGAAUUAGAGCUCGGCCUGGCUUUAUGUGGGGUGUUUUUGUUUCUUUGCUCUCAGCUCUGUGCCACUGGCAGCCUCAAGACCAGCCCUCGCUGGCCCCUUAACAGCCAGCAUUGAUUAAGCACUUAACACGGAGUGAUUUACCCAUCCAUCAUUAAGACAGGUGCUCUAUAGUUGUGAAAAUGCCUGGCUGGAGAAAAGAGCCCUUAACAGUUACACUUACAACUUGCAUUUCGCUAAAUGAAGAACAAAAGCCAUUGAACGCUCAGUAAAUAUUUAUUGGCGUAACAAUAAAGUGAUGAUUGGAGAGUCUUUUGGGUGAAGGAGAAACGGGCUUGGCUGAGCUCAGAUGCAAUCCAGCCGAGAGGGAGCACAGGAGGAAGCUGAAGAGGGCCUCUAACAUUUAAAGGAGUCAUAUUUGUCUGUGUAGCAUAAUACUAUAAGAACAGCUCUGCUGGAUCAGGCCAGUGGCCCAUCUAGUCCAGCAUCCUGUUCUUACAGUGGCCAACCAGAUACUCGUGAGAAAGUGGCAAGUAGGACCUGAGCACAAGAGCACAGCAGUUUCCAGCAACUGGUAUUCAGAAACAACCACUGUUUCCAGCAGUGGAGGAAGAGCAUAGUCAUUGUGGCUGGUAGCCAUCGAUAGCCCUCUCCAUGAAUUUGCCCAAUCCUCUUUGAAAGCAAUCUAAGCUGGUGACCAUCACAGCCUCCUGAGGGAGCGAGUUCCAUAGUUUAACUCUGCAAUGUGUGAAGGACUUUCUUUGAUCAGUCCUGAAUCUGUCUUGAAGAUGCUCAAAUGAAACUGGAACAAGCUUUGCUUUUAACCAAGGAUCAAUAAGCCCCCUUGAUGGCCUUCCCUUUCUUUUGUACAUUAUUCUUUCCAAAAAGCACUGGUGUCCUUGAGAUGUUCACUCUUGAUCUGGGCUUCUGGUGGAAUAGCUCAUGUUAUUAUACCACUGUGUUAUGAUCACUAACAAAAUCCAUGUCCAUGUAGAUCACAGUGGUAACACAGUCAAACUAGGGCCGGUCGCUAUCAUUAGGCAGAGUCAAGCGGCUUCCUCAGGUGGCAGAUGCAUAGGGGUGGCAGUCAUGAGACCCAGGACAGAGUUGUGUGUAUCUCCUCCUACUCUCCCCUACACUAGCCUGUCAGAAGACUGUCUAGACUGCUGGCCCAUUCAGCUUCAGUACAUGGAAUGGAGGGGCAUCUUCUACCAACUUUAGCUGGUGCACCAGCUGCUACCAUUCCUGGACCUGUUUCGCUGAACACAGCGGCUCAUUCAUGUCCUGGCUCCCAGUUGCUGUAGAACAAAGACCUGAAGAAGGAUUCUUUCCAAAGGCUUUAAUGCUUAGAUCACUGCAGUGCAGAUGCAAAUUGCUGGCUUAAGGCACUCCAGGCAAUGCACACGGUUAAUCCCAAAUUCAGCUGCAACAAAGGCAGGUGCUCCAACUGCCAAAGUUUUAGACGUUGAUCCGACACUGCUACACCCCUUGGCAUCCUAUAUAUAGGAAUGAGCCAGGCUCAUUUUCGGGCAGUAAGCAUUUCUGAAAUCUCUCGCUACGCCUAGUAGGCUCUCUUCUCUUUUGGUUCCUCCUAGACCUAGGUGAUGGAGAAUGUGUCUCUGCCUCCUGAGAGGUGGCUGGGAUGGGUGAACCUUUUCCCUUGAGGUAGGCAGAGCUACUCCCAGCAACAAGAUGGGCAGUGCAAUGAGCACCAUAGGAAUGUCAGAUGGAGAGGGGUGGGGAUGGAGAGGGAGGCAGGACAUGUGGCUCUCAUUCUGGGAACAGAUGAGACAAGAGAGCUGGUUGAGGGAAGCCUCACCCCCAGUCCUUGCUUAGCCACCCAGGUUCUCGGCCAAUCUGCAAUCUGCAUCAUCCUGACUCAGACAGCCCAUGACAAUUCGCUCAUUACGUCAAGACUCAAUUACUGUAACACGCUUUAUGUGGGGCUGUCUAAUUAUGAGGAUUGUAUCUCAUGAUUUCGGUUUCUCCUUAUUCAAAUCUUUACGUUCAGUUUCCUACUUUUUCACAUCAAUUUUUGUCUGUGUGUGUGUGGUUUUUUUCUCAUGAAAUUUUGUCAGCAGCUUCAGUGCAGAUUUCCUGCGUGAGUGUUUUUCCAAAGCAUGGAAGCGAGCACAAUCUUUUGCUGUGAAUGUCUGCAAGUGGCUGGUGCUGGCAGAGUCACAAGACUCCUUUGGAAAAGCUAGCAACACCAAACUGAAUAAUAUUGUUAUAUCUUAUUAUGUGGCUGCUUCCAACACUGCAGCUCUGCUCCUGCAACAGACCCCCUCCUCUCCCUCUGCCUCUCCUGUCCCCUCCAGCCCCACCCACAGGCACCCUCAAAAUCAGAGAAUAUUUAGGGAUUCGCAGGGGAAAGAGAAGAAGUUGUGCGAGUGGAACUCUGUGCAGCCCUGGAUACAAAUAAAUAAAUAAAUAGCAGUAUUACAGGAAAGGAGAAGCGUAUUGUCUGAAUGUGAAUAUCCUCCAGAAGUUUUUUUUCCCAAACAGGAAAGCUUUUCUGACACAUUUCACAUAAGUACAUGCUAAACUUCUUCCUUCUCACACACCCCUCCCUCCCCCAGAUCUUUCCUAAUUUCUGACAUCUGAUUGUCAUUAAAAUAAUUGACAUGCAACUGAACUGUUUGGUAUUCCUUUUCCAGUGGGGGAAGGGGAACUUGGCUCCACUCCCGAAAGUCUCGUUGAAAUGGGUUCAUGGCCAUCCCCACCGCUCAGAAAUGUCCUGUGACCAAAGCCCGGAUCUGAAAGAACGCAGAGCAUUAAUGUUUGACAUGUGGAAGCCCUGGGCGUGGGAUGUGGUGGGGGACGGUGAGGAAGAGAGCAGGAGCAUGGCUGAUUUUUAUUUUUAUUUUAAGGCUCUGACCGUGUAUGGAAAAGAGUAUAAUCUGCGAAUAUUAGUUGCAAGGGGAAGAUUCCCCUUAAAUAUGGCUCUAGGGUUUUGGGCUGGUUAGGAAUUGUGAAUGUUUGAUGAAAUAUUUUAAUACACUAAAUCCUGCCUGCCAUUUGUCCACCAUCUCCAGCUAUUGGCAGAACUGCUGUGAUGUCAUGGUGUGUUCAUGGAUGUUCUGCUCACUUCCUGCAUUGACAAAAUUCGGACAAGUCAUUCAGAUCCUUUCAGGGAAAUAGUCUUAUUUUUCCAUAUAUAUAUAUAUCACAGAGUCUUCAGAUGGGAGAAAGCUUUGCACUGCUGAUAUAUAGCAAGGGGGGACAUUAAAAAAUUUAAUUAAUCAAGGUGGCAUCCACAGUUCUCCUCCUCCCCAUGUUAUCCUCAUAACAACCCUUUGAGGUAGGUUGGGUUGAGAGUGAGUGACUGGCCCAUGGUCACCUGGAGAGCUUCAUGGCUAAGUGGGGAUUUGAACCCUAGUUCAGCACUCUAACCACAACAUCAGCUCUCUAAUCUGAAUCUGAAGGGAAGAGGGUCCAGAAGCUGAAAGGUAGGGAAUGAUGGGAAUGAACAGUAGGUUGAUAAUGGCAAGAUAGAAGUAGAUGCAUUGAGGUCAAAGAGGAACAAUGGGAUAGGAAGAGCCCUAGGAAAAAAAAAAUACCGCUGAGCUGAGGUACAUGGGAAAGAACACAAGCAGAUGCUUCAUACUGAGUCAGACCCUUGGUCCAAGUAGCUCAGUAUUGUCUACACUGCAGCAGCUCUCCAGGAUUUCAGACAGGGGGCAUUGCCAGCCCUACCUGGAGGUGCCAUUGGGUAUUGAACCUGUGACCUUCUGCAUGCAAGGCAGGAGCUUUGCCACCGAGUUACAACCCUCCAACUUUGCACCAGCCACCACACUUUGCUCCCUGUUGCUCGUCCCAUGUUUGCUGCACUCCAGUCAGGGAGGCGCCAACAUCUUGGGAAGGCUUUUAAGUGGGUCUCGUUUUCCUGAGGACGAGGCUGGCAGAUAAGUCAUGAAGUGACAGGAGAACAAACUGGUGUUUGGAGGCGCCGUGGAACGGAAGAACAAUGGUCCCUUUUUUAAAACCUGCACCGUGCCAGAAACCUCAGCCAGUUAGCAAGAGCUGUCAGUGUUUGCUGACUGCCCGGUCUUGGAAGGGCAAUUUGAUUUGGUAGCUUGAGGACACGGCAUUGUAUCGCCUUGUGACCUGGCUCUUCAAACCGUGCCCAAUUUGGAGUGCCCGCUCCCCUCUGCGUCUAUGAAGUGUUAUCUUUGCAGCUCCCAAGAGUAUUACUCACUUCAAGGCUGCGGCUGAAACCCAGAGAGCUUGUUUUCAAGUUUAUCAAGAAUGCCCAACAGGUCAUCGCAGCUUUCAAGCAUGAAUGCAGGUCUUGUUUUUUUGUUUGUAAAAGAGCCCCAGGUGGCAAGCCACACACAAACACAAGGGAGGGUUCUGUCCUUACAGCACCAAAAGGAAUAUACACACAACAAAGACUCCAAGUCCUCUUUGUUGUUAUGCUGCAACAGACUCACAACAGCUGGGGAAAGUUAAUUGUUCCAUAGCACUAAUGCAUGCUCUGGUAACUCCUGAUUAGGCUACUGCAAUGGAGUAUCUGGUGUGAGAUGGGGAAGAAAACCCGAAUUCUGUUCACAUUUAAUUCCAUUUUUUUUUCUGAAACAAUACGAAAAAUGAAACACAGUUCCCCUGCGAAAUCUGCCCAUCUCUGAAUUUUGCAAUUCAGUUCUCCCAUGCAUAUAUCAGCAGGAAAGGAACAUUAAAGUAAAUAUAUUGGAGACAGUAACAUACAAAAAUGCAUUAUAUUAGGGGGAAUUCAAAAUAAAAUAACAGAAAAAUUUCCUGCUGACUAUAUAUAUAUAUGUAUCCACAAAUCGAUGUGGAAAUCUGUAGAACUUGAACAGAUGAUUCAAGAAAUAAGAAAACUGAGUGGAUAGAUUCUCUCAUAUUCAUAUAUGUGCAUUUUUUAAAAAAAAAAAAUCUGGCUUUAAAAUAGUGUUAUUAUUUGUUUUUCAGUAUAUAUAUUGUUCUGAAAAUUUUAAAAAGUAAAUUAAAAGCUCCUUGUUACAGUCUUGGUGCAAUGCCAGUAUCUGGGUAAAGCCACAGUCCCCUCAUAAUACAACAGUCACUGCAGUGUGAAAGGAAUGUUAGAAAACAGGAUGGAAGCACUUGCAUUAUAAUCAGGAAAACCAAAGCAGUAUGGAACUCACAGGUGGAGAAUAUUUAUAUUUUUAUAUGUCUUUAUUAUUGGUAAAGAAAAUCUUUACAUGAGUAAAUACUUGAUUAGCCCGUUGGAUCUGUGCUAUAUCUUUGUACUUUUGUCCUUCCAGGCUGCAGUGCUUUAUAUUUUUAAUUUUUGGUUUUCUUAGGCUUGCAUUUUUUGUGUCUGUGGACAAAUCAAUGAUACACAUAAUUUUUUAAAAAAGAAAAAGUAAAAAGAAAACCAAUGCGAUCUUAUUUGUAUCUGAUUGCACCCAUAGAGAGUUGGUGGGGGUCUGAAGGAUGUAGAAUUAUCGAGGCAGGAUCCUUACCAGUGCCCUUUUAUUUCCCCAGAAACUUGAUGCCCCGCACCUUGGAGGGACAGAUCACCAUGGAGAAGACACCGAGCUACUUUGUGACCAAGGAAGCCCCCCGGCGCAUUUACAACAUGUCCAGGGACACCAAGCUGAUUGUGGUGGUGCGCAACCCGGUGACACGGGCCAUUUCAGACUACACACAGACCCUUUCCAAGAACCCCACCAUCCCUAGCUUCCAAGCCUUGGCCUUCAAGAACAUCAGCACGGGCCUCAUCGACACCACCUGGAGUGCUGUGCGGAUCGGCAUUUAUGCCAAACACCUGGACAGCUGGCUGCGGUAUUUCCCCCUGUCCAAGUUCCUCUUUGUCAGUGGGGAGAGGCUGGUGAGCGACCCAGCCGGGGAGAUGGCCCGCGUCCAAGACUUUCUGGGGAUCAAGCGGGUGGUGACAGACAAGCACUUCUACUUCAACGAGACUAAGGGCUUCCCUUGCUUGAAGAAGCCCGAAGGGAGCAGCCGACCCCGGUGCCUAGGGAAAUCCAAAGGGAGGCCGCACCCCAAAAUCGACCCGCAGGUCAUCCGCCGCCUGCAGGAGUUCUACAGACCCUUUAACAUGAAAUUCUACCAGAUGACAGGGCAGGACUUUGGCUGGGACUGAUGGAGAGACCCCUUCACGUGACGGGGGAAAGUUGAACUUGCUAGAGGGUGGACUGGCCCUAUUCCCAGCAGCCUGUUGAAUACUGCAGGCCCCUCCGACACACAGUUGUAGGGCAAGGGACGUCUGAAAUGGGUCUCGGGUCAGGGGGGACGUCUCCUUUUCGUUAUAAUUUAUAUCACCUCUUGCCAGUAAGGAAGAAAUGUACGCUUACCGAGUAGAGAGAAAGUAUUUAAGUUUUGUUUUUGUUUCGUUUUUUAAACACCAUCAGCAACAGAAGAGAUCAAGUCCAGGAAACCCAGAUCUGACGAAAUAUUCUGCUGAAUAAACCUGGCUAAUAUAGACAAGGCAUGGAAGUUUUUGAAGGAGUGUGAGUGAGUGACAAUGCGAGCAAGGGAGGAAGAACGCAGAACACAGCCUUGACUAAUGGCACAGCCCACUAUGUUCUUCUCCACACAUCCUUUGGGAUGAAUCCAACUUUAGUCCUGCUCAAGGUCAGCCUUUUGAUAUUGAUGGACAUAACUAAUGUUGAGCCACUGAUUUCAAUUGAUGUGCUCUGGGCAGAACUAAGGCCACAUUCACACCACUAGGAUCCCAUAAACAGGCAUAGCUCCCACUCCAAAAGAAUUCUGGGAACUGUAAUUUGUUAAAGGAGCUGAGAGUGAUUAGGAGAACCCUGUUUCCCCCAGAACUAGUUUAAGAAUCAGUCCCUCUCCCUGAGGAACACUGGGAAUUGUAAUUCUCUGAGUGGAAUAAGAGUCUCCUAACGGCUCUCCCAGUUCAUCCACCUGGGAGCUGAUCAAUGUUCUCCAAGUGGCAUGUGAGAAGAGCCUCCUUCUGUGCAAAUAAUGUUCUAAGAUGUGGAGCAAGCAGGCCAGCAUGUUCUGGCCCAUUUGACCACUGCAACAAGUGGAUAUCAUAAGAUGAACAACUACAGACAAAGUUGCCCCACACAUGCACAGAAUCUGCAUCUGUGAUCAAAGAACACUGAGCAAGGAAGUGGUAGGUUCAUAAAAGGAUCAGUGGUGGACUCUGAAGUCACUUCCACACCAUAUAUUUUAAGCAUUGUUAUACCUCUUUGAACAGUCAUAGAAUUGUGAGAACUGCAGGUUGUCAAGGGUAUUGAAAGUUGUUCAGGGAGCCCUAUUCCUCUCACAGAGCUACAAUUUCCAGAGGGGUUCAACAAUCAGUCCUUCUUCCCUAGGAACUCUUGGAAUUGAAGCCCUGUAAAGGGAAUAGAGGGUCUCCUAACAACUUUUAAGCAUUGUGGCUGUUCAUUUCACUCUUGCCUUGCAGGGUGGGGAGGUCUGCAUCCUAGGAUAACAUCCCCAUGCAAACCUUUUAGAGAAGAGGCCUGUUGUUCUCUUUUUGCCACAGAUCUGGCAAAUGCUAAUCCAUUUUUUUAUGGCCCCUCAAAACAUUUCUGUGAGAAAUAUGAACUAAUAAAAGGGAAAAAAGCUCUGAAUAGACUCCAAA